Pelobates cultripes (western spadefoot toad) is the source of this 75953-nucleotide messenger RNA. The record is from the annotation of a GenBank genome assembly. Lineage: Eukaryota; Metazoa; Chordata; Amphibia; Anura; Pelobatidae.
AUGCAGAAUAUCAUAGGAGGUAGACCAGGGGUCACUACUGGAGCCAUUGUCCUCCUAGCUAUGAUACUCUUGGCACAAGGUAAGACUAUAAGCAGGCCUUCAUAAAUGGACAGUGAUUGUGAGAGCAGCGGUGUGUAAUGUGUGGUUUUUGUUAUGAAAUAAUAUCUUUAUAAGUGAUGUAUUCAAAAUUUUUGAACUUGCUAAUGGCAGAGCAGCAAGCUAUGGCUUAUGGAGAUAAAACACACUUAAAUGCACUGAGGGAGGCUAAUUCAAAAUGGUUUGCCAUUCAGUAAACAUCCUAGUUCUCUUUUGCUCUGGCUUUAAGAUGCAUGAGGAUUACAAAUCAGAGAGACUGAUCUUUAUAAAGAAAAUUUUCCAUAUAUAACCUUGGCCACAAAGAUAUACGUUCCAGUUUAAAAUAGUCAAGAUAUUUGAGUUGCUGUAUUAGUCUAGUAAUGUGGAUGCAAAAUGCUGAAGUAUUACUGUAGGUUUUAAUAUCUUUUUAUUGGGCUAACAGAACUACUGCAAUACUUCACUAUUUUGCAUUUAGUUCAAAAUGAAAGAAAAUGAGUUUCUUAGAUCAGGCUGUUUAUGUUUUCAAGUUUAUAUGUUAACUUAUUUUCUUGUUUUUUUCUUACUUUCUCUGCUUUUUUGCAUGCUGGAAUAUAAGAAAAUGUAAUUUUCCCAAUAAUUAUGAUUUAUUGAGCAGAGUGUUGGUUUAAACACUUUGAUGAAAGGGUAGAUUUACAAAGAAUGGACCUUUUGUUACACUUCAGUAAGUUAAUUUUAUAUAUAUAUAUAUAUAUAUAUAUAUAUAUAUAUAUUUAUUAAACAGCAUGUCUAACAAAGCCUGCAUCUUUAUCCUACAAGAUUACCAUAUCACUUUAAAGGAUCAGUACUUGUUUUUAUUACAAGAAGUACAAAUUAUGAAAAUGUAUAAAUUCUGACUGUGUAUCCAUAAUAUUUUUUUUUACAAUAAUCUCGCAUAGGCUUUGAUGCACCUGGUACAAUUAAUUGCACAGGAGGGAAGACAGAAGAUUUCCUUGAAGCGUUCAGACCAGUGUUCCUAAGGAAAGCAUUACGUCCUGUAAGGGACCUGAAAAAGCCAACUAUUGUCAAUAUUUCCAUCACUCUGUAUGCAAUCCUUGGUGUGGUAUGUAUUGUGUUCUAUAGAUUGUGAAUGUUAAACAUUAGAAUGAUAGCACAGUUUUUGACCAUUAUGUAUCUGAGUGCAACUAUUUUCUUUCCUGUCCCUGGUGCUGAGGAGAGAUAAGGUGUAGAACAGUGGUAGGCAACCUAUGGCACGUGUGCCAUGCACGGCACUCGAGGUGUCUUUGCACGGCACUCAAGGCUGCUAGAGCCAAACAGGCUCUGUCCUAUUAGGCGUGCCAGUGAAACUUCAGAUAUCUGCUUAUACAAAAAGGUGGUGAAGGACAAUCCUAAAUUUAUGCAUUGCAGCACAUAGAGGAAGUGAUCUCAGAUUCCACACUGUAGUAGAGCAGCCUGCAGCUGCCCUUGCAGCUUCUGUCCUUGACCUGUACCUGACCAGAUUGGACCCCAGGAAAGCCAGACAAACUGCUAGAUCUACAUAGAAAUGCAGAAUAACCCUCCCCUCAUACAAAUAACAUGAACAGCCCACAAACAAACACAGCACACAAUCCCCACAAACUCAACACCACUAACAAUCCACAUACAUGCACACAACACCACAUGCAGCCUCUCACAUGAAAUACCACAAGCAGCCACACACAUACACACUACCAAACACACAAUGUGACAUAUCCAUCCAGAAACACAAUUCCACAAGCAGCCCCCAUACACAGCCCACAUUUAUAGGUAUCACACACAACACCACAAACUACUUGUGAACAUAUACAAUAUAAUAUCUCAUUUACACACAAAUACAACAAUGCAAAGCAACUGCAGUAUAAAUAACACAAGCAGAAUAUGGCAACAUACACACCUCAAUUUAAAAAAAUAGGACCGGCACGCUACUGGACAUCACAAUCUUAUUUUGGCACAAUGCUGCUAAAAGGUUACCUACCCCUGGUGUAGGAUGUGCUACUGACUGUCUGAGUGGUUAUGAGUGGGCUAUAUGUAAAGCACUAGGAGCUCGAUUUUACUAAAAAGAUGUAUGAUAUGAAACAAGAUGGUACUUAAAGUUCACAUCCAGUAGCAGAUGCCCUUUUACAUUCACCAUUCCUGAGCUUUCAACAGCUCAGUGUUGGAUAUCCCCCACCCAGCAGAUAUAGAAUGUACUUUAAAGGAGCACUAUAUUGUCAGAAACACAAACAUAUAUUUCUGACCUUAUAGUGUGAAAGCCACCAUUUAGCCCUCCUGGCCCUCUCUUGCCUCCCUCAAUAUAGUAAAAUCUUACUUGUAUUUAAGCCUGAAGCUGCUGGCUCUGCCUCUGUCUGCCUCAGACGUGCAAGCUGACUGCUGACAUCAUCAGAAGUGUUGUUCUGAGCCAAUCACAGUGCUUCCCAUUUGGAUUGGCUGAGACUGUCAACUAGGCAGAUCAGGGGCAGAGCCAGCACAAGUCAAACACAGCCCUGGCCAAUCAGCAUCUCCUCAUAGAGAUGAAUUGAAUCAAUGCAUCUCUAUGAGAAAAGUUCAGUGUCUGCAUACAGAGGGUGGAUAUACUGAAUGUUGUGAUGCACACUAGGCAAGACUGAGAUAGGAAGCAGCUCUAGCAGCCAUCUAAGGAGUGGCCCAUGGAGUUAUCACUAGGCUGUAAUGUAAACACUGCAUUUUCUCUGAAAAGACACCAUUCUACAUAUGGUGAAGUCAGAAGAGGGCUGGCACCUUCUUGCUCCAUAUACUGCUGUCUACCAGGAAAUAUACUAGUGGUUCUGACCAGGGCUCAGAACACUUAUAUUGUGGCCCACCAGUCCAUGCUUAAUACAUACAGUGCUGGACUAGAAAACGUCCUGCACAAAUCGUUCCUUCUGUCUAACUCUAGCAGUACUAUGCUCACAGACAUCUGAACACAUAUCCUGCUACUUUAAUCCACAGAAAAAAAUGUUGUGAGGCUGCAGUCUACAAACCAUGUAUGUUAAUGCACAGAAGUAAUUUCUCCCCUGCUUCCCUUGCCAAACCUCUUAUGGGUGUUGUGUGGGUGAGUUUACCAUUGCAUUGUGGGUCCAGUCUCAUGAGCUUAAAUUGUGACAUUAGGUACAUUUAAUAACGUUACAUGUCACUAUUUACUUUAAAUUCUUGUGGAUCUAGUUUAUCAUAAUCUCCUAACUCCGGAGUAUGUCUGUGUGGUAUGAAUUAUCAGAGCUCUUUUUCUGCAGUUAACUGGGAAAGUCCCUUGAAUUAGUCACCCUUACUCUUUCAUCCACUGUAAACAUUUCCAAACAAUGUUUGUUAAAAUAAUGUUAAUUUAUUGUUUCAGAAUGAGAAAGAUCAACUGUUAACUUCGUUCUUAUGGCUCCGAAUGGUGAGUAAAAGCUAUUAUUAUCUAAAGUAGUUUUCGCCAACCGUAGCAAGUACCAGUUAUUUCCCAUCUUCAAAAUUCCCCUAUUAGCAACAAGCAAUUACCAGUUAAGCCUACCUAAAGUAAGAAUGUCUUAUUGAGCCAUAAUAAUUAAAGUGGGCCAGGAGACUGGACAUCUCCUUUGCUCCAUUUUCAUUACUCUUCACUCCACUGCCAAUGAAUUGAAUGAUGGGUUGGGGCCUUAUUCAGUAUUAUUAUGAUCUAUGUGACCCAACAAUUUUUAUAAUGUAUUUAUUAAUUUAUUCUACUGUGUCUUUCCAUGCCCCAGCAGAGAGCAGUGUAUUGUGCAGCUCUUUACUGAAACACUGAAAGGGUUCACUUUGUUCCAGGCUGGGUAAUCGCUAUGCUGUAAUCGGUUGCGGCAGUGGAUACUAAUGUUAGGCUGUUAAAAAAAAAAAGAGCAACAAGAUUGGAAACUUGUUGAUAAUUUGUAGUCACUAUUAUCUACUGGUUACAGCAGAUAUUUACCGACAAGGGCCUCAGUUUUCUUAUAUCAGCAGAAAAUAAAUAUAAACUUUUUAGGGCUGAUACUUUUAUUGAUUCUUAACUGGAUUUGUUACCAGUUGAAAUUCGAGCAGCCCAACCUGAUAAAUUUUCUGUGUAAAUUGGUUGGCUGCCUGAAAAAAAAUCCUCUGAUAAAUGUGCUUCGGAAGCACAUCUAUCGGAACUUCAAUCUUCUCACCAAAGUCUUGAGAUAAGCCUGUCAGAGCAGUCUUAUUGGCUGAUGUACAAGCCAUUCAAUCAGAGCAUUCUGAAUAGGAAUGUAUAGUGUGGGAAAACCCUUUUCCCUCUGUGCAAGCUCAGUCUACGUGGAGAUCUCAAUGGACCAACAUGGGUUUAUUUUGUAGGCAUUGUUUUAUUUUUUUGCAGUUGGUUUUGUGCGAUUGGGUCUUUUAUUUUUAUUUGGCCUGGAUUUUUAUUUGACCCUUUUAGGGCUGAGGAAAACAAGUUUUAGGAAGAGAGAAGACAUCAAUUUAGUUAUUUUAUUGAGUCCCCCUCUCUAUUAUUAGGGUAAGGGGGUAGGCAGGGUAUUUUUAUUGGGGGAUGGCUAGGGACUUCAAGCCACCCAGGGUAACCUUGGACAAUUUUGGGCAUUGGACAAUGGCAUGUACAACCCCUUGUUUAUUUAACAAUAGCAGCCCCCCACUCAAUGCCCAAAGGUGUGGGCUGGGGAGCCCUUUACGUUCCCCCACUUAUUACUAAUUUAAUAGCAACUGCCUACCGACAAGGGAGUAGAAAAGUUUGUAAUAUACAGACCCCCUCCAAAUACAGGGCAUAAUCCUAACAUUAGAACUAUUACCACGAAUGAAGGAGACAAGUGGAAGGACCCCCUAUAUAAAUAAUAGUAAAAUAUAAACUUUAUUGAGAUGAUUUUACUAUACAGCCAAGUUUUCCUUUAUUUGGGGAAAUAUUUCCAAAUGAAUCACCAAAGCCUAAAUUUUCUAUGUAAAAUAUAGUCUUCAGAUUCAAUAUUUUUCUGCUUCCAGUAAGCAUUAAAUGGCAGUAAUGAAAUCAAUCCAAACUAUUAAAUAGAUUAUUUGGUAGCAAAUACAUGUGAUCAAUGGGAAUUUAAUUGAGUACAAGGUUGGAAACGAGCCCCAAGAAGGCAAUAUAGAAGUAAAACAGGCUCUUUAACAACCAAUAACUUUUCAGUGUUGCUUUUAACACAACCUGCAUUUUUGUAUAAUCUAUGACUUUGUUCAAAAAUAAGAGUUAUAUCCCUGGUGUGAUAUCACCCUUUGUUUAAGACAUUAUAAAAUGGAUACUAUAGGCAACCAGACCACAUCAUCUCUUUGAUGUGCUCUGGAGCAGUGUCGCUUACCUCCUUACCUCUUAACUCUGCAAUGUAAACCAUGCUCAGCGUCUUGAAAAUUACCAUAACAAAGCAUAGAUUGCCACGCAUGCAGAUUAGGUUUCUCCAUUGCCCCAACAGAGGGGGAGGAGGAGAAAGAACCAGCGCUAAGGGAACUGAAAAGAGGUAAGUGUUUAAUGUUUUUUUUAACCAUUUAAACACGGGGGAAGGAGGAGGCAUUGCAGAAAGAUACUAUGGAGUUAGAAACACAGGUUUGUAUUCCUAUCGCUAUAGUGUUCCUUUAAUUAUUUGUGUCUUAUGUUUUGCUGCUGCCUGACAGUAUCAGCAGUUUAAUGAAAAGUCUGUUUUAUUUAUUGUAGGUAUGGCAUAAUGAAUUUGCAGAAUGGGAUCCCUUACUAUGUGGUGGCAUAGAGAACAUAUCAGUUCCUGCUGAGGAGAUGUGGAUUCCAGAUAUCUUUGUUCACCAGUUGUAAGUAUCACAAGAAUUAAUAUAAGUCUUGUCUAGUAGGUUAUGACACAAGCCAUGUUUGUACCUAAGAAGAAGGAACCUCAAUACCUCUAUAGACCCACUUUCACUUUGUUGUAUAUUUCAGCUUCUGCAUACUGCCUCCUUGAUAAGAAUCCCUUAUAAAAGGUGCCACUACAUGUCUGGACACUUUUUUUUUUUUACUAUAUUAACUAGGCAUAUGUUAGCUGAUCUUCCCCCAUUUGCUUGCACACCCACAGCUAGAAGACAUAAAAAGCUUCUUCCAAAACGUUUGUAGCAACUGAAUUAAAGGAACACUAUAGUGUCAACAAUACAAAUGUGUAUUUCUGACCCUAUAGUGCUAAAAUCCAUUUUAAGCUCCUGGCUUCCCCCUUUUAACAAUAAUAAAAUCUUACCAGCACAGCAUGGGUCUGACAGCACUGGCUCCGCUCCCGCUCUGUCACCUUGGCUAAGAUCAUAAAAAUUGAUGAUCUCAGCCAAUCCAAUGCCUUCCCAUAGGAAAGCAUGUGGAGGCUAAUGCGCAUACACGGCAAAAUGGCACGCUGCGCCAUUCGGCAUCUCCUCAUAGAGAUGCAUUGAAUCAAUGCAUCUCUAUGAGGAAUAUUAAGCGCCUCAAUGCAGAGCGUGGAGUCUGUGAACGUCAGUGCUGCACAUUGUACAGCACUGACACAGGAAGCACCUCUAUUGACCUCUAAAAAGGCAGUUUUUACAGCAAAAAACCUGCAGUGCCAAACUAUACUCACCAGAACAACUUCAUUAAGCUGUAGCUGUUCUGAUGACUAUAGUGUCCCUUUAAUAAAUUAUAAGUGAUAAGGACACACAUAUAAAAGUUACUUCAAACAUCCUUACCUGCUGUGGUCAUAGCUGGAUUUACUUGCUGCCUCAAGGCCAGUUUCCUCAAUGCACCCCCUUUUAUUCACCACACAAUUCACCAUUGUAUUAACCACAAUUCCACAAAGGCAGAAUAUACCCUUUCCUUAUCCAUUGUCCACGAUAUUACAGAUAGCUUUCUUUUUACCACAUUUUAAUUUUCCACUUAAUGCCUAACAUUUAACUUUUGGGUAAACGAGGAAAGUGAGUACUUUUGAAGGAGAGUAAUUCUAUUGAGAUGUUGGCUCCAGAAUAUGUGUAGCUGUAAAUCUGCCCUUUUAUCAUGAGACUGGAAUACGAAACUGAGAUUUGUAAGUAAUUUGUAUAUGGCUACAGAGUCUAUAGCAGAGCCGCCAUUAUCGUUCUCUCCAAAUGGCCCUUCCUUUUUCAGCUUAUGGAAUGAACAUAUUGAAUUCUCAGACUAAGAUGAAUAUAUAUUCAUCUGUACAUAAUGGAAAUAGUGAUGUAAAGUGUUUGUGCUUUUAUCAAACACUCCCAACAAGUCCAAAUUCCAGUUAGACUAAAAUAUGCAAUUUUAAGGGUUCUGUGCGAAAGCAACUCUUUAUUCUCAGUUCUGCCCAUGCCUAUCUGCAUUUAAUUUCAGAAUAUAAAAUAUUAAACAGGACAUCAUAACAUAUUAGUAGUUAUUUAAUAUAGUUAUUGAAGUUGAUGUCUCCAGUAUUUUUAUCUAUGGAUAAGUGGAAUGUAAAUUCUGCCACAAGCUCUAUUAUCAUUAUAAUGCUUUCCUGUAUUUUUUGUUGUUCUAAACUUACUGUGCACCUUCCCACCAAUACUGCCCUAUCCAGUCAUUAUUCGCACACUUAAAAUUUCUCUUUUUUACCCUUCUUUAUGACUUCUUGUAGUUAGUCUCUAUGUAUUACUAGGCUGUUUUGGUUUUCUUAUAGUGUGGAUGAAGACAAAUCCCCACAUCUGCCCUAUCUCCUGGUGGAUCAUACUGGGCAGGUGCGAUACCUGAAACCAUUGAGGGUGGUAAGCUCCUGCAAUCUCAGCAUCUUUCGCUUUCCUUUUGACAUUCAGAAUUGCUCCCUCACCUUUGGCUCUUUUUUGGACUCAGGUAUGUUUUGACACAAAUUAAACAAUUAAAAUAGGACUGUAAUUAUUGCAGCAUUUAUUGAUCCUUAGAGUUCACUUCUACAUGUUUUAUGCCUCAUAGGUUCUCCAGGGACAAAGUGUUGUCUUCUAAGCUUUCAAACAUUCAUUAUUUCUUGAAGAGUGCAGAAAGCAACAAGGUGGAGUGGUAUCUUCAGAAGAAUACCUAGGUUACUUGGCACCCAGGACAUAUAUGUUUGUGCCCCCUGUAGUUUAAACCCACUUAUCCAUAUGUGUAUAUAUUCUGACCCAUCUUGUAUGUUUCUCCUAAUCCACCCUUUAAACAGUAUGUGUCUCUUUUCACUUUUAUUUUUGUGUCUCUCAACCCACAUUACUUCUUGCGUAUCUCUUAACUCCCCCCACUUACCUCUUGUCUGUUUCUGACCACAACAUUUAAACCACUGUCAGGUAACUGAUGACACAAUAUUGCCAUUCUGUGGCCUCAUUCACCAAAAUCUGGCAGCAAUGGGAAGCUUACAAGAGAAUAUAAUAAGAAAGAAGGAAAAAUGACUCCAACUAUAAAUAGUUAGGACUCGAUUCUGUCCUGUUGUAGUUUUUUUUAUAGUUCCCAAGAAUGCAUUAUACUUGUUCUGUUGAUAUUUCCAGAUCUGAUCUUGGGUACUAUUGACUACUCUCCUUUCUGUAACCCCUGACUCUGCUUUGAUUCCUCAAUAUUUCUUAUUUGUGGUUUCCCUUGACUGACUUGUCUCAGACUAUUCCAGACUAUUCUCAGUCCUAGCCACCCUAAGGACCAGUAUAUAUUAUUUAUUGUAUCUCAGGAUACACUCUGCAUGAUAGGUCUUACUAUAGCCUUUUGGACCCUGCAUGGAUCAUCACAUGGACCAGUUUGCUCAUACAUUGCUGAAUUGUUCAGCAACCCUGCAAUCUGAGGGACAAACUUCUCCAGCCACUAAUACAUUGGUUGGGUUAGAAACAUGCGCCUCUCAAACUUAAUCUUAUGUGACUUAACCUAUACGUUAUGUUGGAGAUCCCUAUCCUACUGACAGAGCCAAGAUGGGUUUAAUUUUUACUCUAUUGAUUGAUAAUGCUUUAGUGUGGGCUAAUCCUUUAUGGAAGAAUGAUAGUCCUUUGCUAUAUAGCUAUGUGGCAUUUGUGGAUACAUUUAGGAGAACCUUUGAUGCCCCUGGUAGAAAGGCUAAUGUAGAAAGAUCCCUUCUAAGCUUAAACCAAGUGUGCAGGGAUUCAUAUAUGGUUUUAAAAAUGUUUUUUUUGUAAUUCUUGAUGAGGUAGUCACUAGGGAUCUCCAAGAGAACUUAGAUAAUUUUAUCUCAUACUUAUACUCAUACUUACAAAAUACAUGUUUAUUUUCCUAACACUAUAAUGUUUCUUUAAAAAUUCUAAAUUUUGUCGUUCAUGGUAAAAGUAUCAAGGAGGUCAGCAUUUCUUUGUUAUUUUUAUUUGUGGAACAAUGUUCCAUUUUAGAAGUUCUCUUUGAAUCCUAUCAGAAUAGAAUUUUGUAAUUUUAAAGCCAUUUUCUCCAGAACUGGACGCGAUAUUCUGUUGUCCACUUACACUAAACCUGCAUAAGAUCUGUUUUACUUCCCAUACUGUGCCCAGGGCCACUAUUAGUGGUGAUGGCCAACUCAGCAGUAUAGUAAAAACCAGCAAGUGUGAACUUUGGGUGUGUUCAUAUAAUUAUGUUAAGUUGUACCUAAAUAUCUGAAUUCAGCCUCCAGAGGGACGUAGAUUGCCCAACUCCAGGCAUACUUUUAUCAUAUGUUGCAGUGAGUGCUUCUUGAUUUCCUUCCUUCUAGUGCGUUCCCAUUCAACCCUAUAGCAUGUACCUGUAAUAUAGAAUAUUAAUUCCUCUCUACUCUUAUUUGAGGUUGUUCCAUACGUUUUAUCUAUGUCCUUCUCACAGUGCAGCACAUUAAACUUGGUCUGCUAAUGCCAACUGACAUCAUUGAGAAAUUCGCUAGGAAUGCACGGACCUCACAGGGUGAAUGGGAACUUGUUAAAAUUGAAAGCCUAUUUGCUGAUGAAACAAUGGAUCUAGUGACAUUUAAUGUAAGUACAUGCAGUAUUAAAGCACAGAGCUAUCCUCAAUGUUAAGAAGUAAGAUCUAUGAACUCCUACACAGAAAAUAAUUAGGGCUUAUAAAAAUCUGAUGUAUCAGUUGUAUAUUGUUUCCCUUAGAUUAUUGUGAAGCGCCGCCCUACUCUAUAUGUGGUGAAUUUGCUGAUUCCUAGCGCUUUUCUGAUGUUGAUUGAUGUUUUAAGUUUUAACCUUCCGCCACAUACUGUGGACAGAGCGUCUUUCAAAAUGACCCUGCUGCUGGGAUACACUGUCUUCCUGCUUAUUCUCAAUGACCUGCUUCCAGCCACUGCCAGCGGGACUCCUCUAAUAGGUGAGGUCAUGCCACCAGGGAACUCACAGUAACCACAGAAACUGUGUGUUUGUACAUUACAUCUAUACUCUAUUAGAUCUAUUUAGCAAUUUACAGGUUAUGGUAGGAGGGAUAUACACAAUAAGUUCUAUGAUUUACAAUGCAAAGUCAUUUAUUAGUAUAAGAAGUCACUGUAACCAACAUAGGGGAAGGUUUCUGAACUACACACUAUGCCAAACAUCAAAAAUCAAAAGCAAAUAUACAAAAACAUGGGAUUAUUCUGCAUGGCAAAAAAAUAGAGGCAGCUCAGUAAUGCAUAAAAAAUAAAAAAGAACAAAUACAAAGGCAUUCUUACAUUUUUUUUAGCAUAUAUUUUAGUGUGGAUAUAUAUUUCUUCAAAAGAAUAACACUCUAACACAGGCUAAUGAAAAAUGCCUACAGUGUUUUUAACAGGCAGGACAGUUUAGCUCUGUAUUUAAGCAUGCAUGGGCACACCUGGCACACUUCUUAUGCAUGCGCAUAGUAUGGAUUAUAAGGGGGUAAGAUUCCCAAUCACAUAUGCCUUAUACAUUAGCAGGGGAAAGCUAGAACUAGUUUAUCAAACAACAUUCUUAGAACCCUGCUCACAACCUUCUAUUUAAAAAAUAAAUUGAUAAAAACCACAUAUAAGUAUGUAAUUCACUAUCAGAGCCAGAUUAAAGGUACACUAUAGGCACCCAGAUCACUUCACACUAAAUCCACUACACACAUUGCAUCCAUUAUAUAAACUGCAUCCACGACACACACACCACAUCCACUACACACACACACACACUGCAUCCACUUUGCACAAGCUGCCUUCACUAUACAAACAUACUGCAUUCAGUACACACACUCUGUAUUUACUCUACACACACUGCAUCCUUGUGGAUGAACUCGGGGACUGUGGACGAAAUGAGGGGGUGGGCCCUGUGGAUGUAUUCAGGAUGGGCCCCAGGGGCCCAGACAUUAAGCUGUGUAAGGGGCACCAACAUUUCUAAUGCAGCCAUACAUGUACAUGUACAUUAGAUUCUCCCUGAUUGCUGGAGAAAAAUAUUACUGACUUUGAAUUGGUUUGGAUACACUUGGAGCAUUCACCAUUUUAAUUUAUUCAACUUUAUUUUCACUAAUACAUUAUUUGGAUGACUUGUUAUUUUCUGACUACACUAGUGUCUUAUGUCUUGAACCUUCUUUUUCUUCAAUAAAAUGAAAGUAUUAAAACAUGCUGGACAUAAAAUAAAGGUUAUGGUCAUAAUACAAGUUGACCUUGGCACCUUAAUUCCUGAGGCACAUGUAAUGGUGUAUCUCUUUGAGAUGAUAUGUACUAGAGCAGAUUAUGUUGCUUAAGAUCACACUUAAUAAUGGUUUUUAUACACAGCUGACUAUUUUGUUUAGCACUCUUAUCUUUCUCUCGAUCUCUCUCUUGUUCUCCCUUUCGUGCAGGAAUUUAUUUCUCGCUUUGUCUGGCUUUGUUGGUUAUUGGACUUUUAGAAACAGUCUUUGUGAUGAAUAUUUUGCACAGGGGAUCCUCACAAUGCCCAGGGGUGCCCAUCUGGGCUCGUACUUUAGUCUUGAAUUACCUUGCUAGGUUGGUGUGUUACAAGAAAGUAGAACAAUUUGAACCUGAAUCCCUGAACAAUUCCUUAACCUCUGAAUCAGCAUUUCAUGGUAUGUAGUGAGCACACAUCAAUUAUCAUUAGACAACGAGACAAAUUGAAAAAACGUUUAUGUAUUCCAAAGAUGUUGUUACACUGAGUAAAAAGACAUAAAUUUGCAGAACUCAUUAAUAUCUGAUUGCAUAAUGUUGAAUUAGCAUCUCCGUGGAACACCUCUAAAUAGUUUUUAGCAGCAGUGAGCAUCCAUUUCAACAGCUCGUGCUAUAAGAAAAUAUUUAUAAAUUGAAUUAAUGGUAUUUUAUUUUGUAGUAGAACAGGAAUCACGGUCAAGAUAGUUACUACUGUCAUUCACAAACAUAUUACGGGACUACAACAAUCUACCAUUUCUAAUAUCAGCUACCGGGUGUUGUUUGGAUACCAAUGUUGAUGAGAUCCUAAACUUUGUAACCCUAUGAGAAAAACAUUUCCCUCAGCAGGUCAUGGGGUCUAGGCUGUAUACUAAAAAUAACAUUGCACAUACAAUGCAAUGUACAUGUAACAUUAAUUUUAUCCCAGGGAGUAGGUACAAACCAUAAUCCAAGACUUGCGUUUUGCAAAAUCCAAGAUUGGGAACUUUGUACUAGGUUCAUGGCUUAGAAGUAGGAAAGGCAGGCAUUAUAGAAAAUGUAACAAAGGUGGAAAUGGCAGGCAAAAAAAAAGAUUUGCUUACAGUCUGGGUGAUACAGGAAAAUCUUAAACAAAAUCACUAAUGUGGGACAUAACAUUUGCCAUACCAGCAAGUUCUUUCUAGCAUAACUAUGUGUUUGAAUUGCUAAUAUUCUUCUACACAGGGAAGAAUGUCAGUGUGCAGCUCACAUGUGUAGAAAUGAGCCAGGGGGAUGUUCAGACGCACCUAUUUCUAAGAAAUAUCAGCAGUGACCUGCACUCAAUGAGAAGGCUGAUGGAAGGUUACUUUGAACAACAAGAGAUUGCUGAAGAAUGGCUGCGCAUUGGGUUAAUCUUGGAUGCUGUGGUGUACCGGAUGUAUUUGAUCUUUAUGAUGGUAUAUGCUGUGGUACUUGGUGCUACAUGGGGAACAUGGUACAAUGUAUAGAAAACCAACAUCACUGCAAUUAGUGGACAUAGAACAUGUUGAUUUAUAAUCAUACAUAGUGCCUUAUUGUACUGAGAUUUUUUUAAAUUUAUUAUUUUAAGACACACUGGCAAAUGAGAAAUUGUGAUGCAUGGUUCCUGGUGAAACACUCUCUAAAUUGGGGGGAAAAGAGGUGAGGGAUGGGUGAGGUCUGACUAUCCUAUUGCAAAGACGUCCAACUGAACUCCUUUAAUUCAAUCUACAAAAUACCAUUUCAUUAUUCAUCAAAGCACUCCCGCAUUGCUGAUCCACCAGAUUGUCAUUUAUGGUUAUCCAACGAUCAGUUUGAACAUACUCAAUUGACUCUAUUUGUGGGCUGAGUAAGGCAUUGCCAUUGUAUGUGGCAUAGCUACAGAUAUGAGGCGAGAGAAGUGGCCAUUCUCUUGUCACAGCCAUUAUUGAGCUAAUAAAGGGCCCCAGCGCACACACCUUUGGUCAGUGAUGUUUAUUCUGGACUUGAGGUUUCUCCUGCAAACUGAUGCCAAACCCAAAACGGCUAGUGCCACAAGCAAUGUGACGACCCAGAGGCAAGUGUGGCAUCCUCUACAGGUCUUACCUGUAUGCAGCCUUUCUUCAUGGCAGAUCUGUACCAAGGCACAGGUUGCUGACUAUGACAUCCUCAUCUUCCAACGAGGUUACAGGGAAAUAUAUUUGUUUUUCCAUGACUAUGAUUUUAUUUUGUAUAGCGGUUCUCUUUGUGAUCUGAUUUUAUCUCUUUAGCUUUCAUAUAUUCUGGUGUUAAAAUGUGCAGAUGCAUCUCUACAAUGGCAUUUGUACUGCUGUAAUCAGUUUUUUUACAACAUUUAUCCUACCGAGGUCUAUUUACAUUUUUGUACAUGCAUAAAUAUAUAAAUAAGUAUAGAAAUAAAAAGGGGGAAAAAGGAAAUAGGAGUAUGCAAUAUUAAAAUAUCUGGAUGUGCAAAAACUUCAGAAAGGAUGCUACUGGUCCUUUUAAUUCCUCUUGAUAUUUGUUAUUGUGAUGCACCAAAACCCGUUGAUCAGUAUUUUAACAGGAACAACUGAAUCACUUGCAGAAAUAUGCUAUAAGCUAAACUUGUGACUGCCAGGUUUAUCGCAAAAGGGCUAGCACCUAUAGGUGUGCAUAAGUACAUGUUUCCAGUAACAUUUUCCUUACAAACAAACUUGAUUUGAUUUUAAUGAAUAAAAAUUAAAAGGUUUAUUGUUUUUACAUGAAUAUAAUGUGAUUUGUACCUAAUGUUCGAAUGUUUGGCGUCUUUUGCAAGUGAUGUUAUUGUUCAAGGGAAAUAAAAUAGUGAAUUGGGUCUUGAACUAAACUUAUUUGAGGGGUCUGUAGCCAAGUCAUCUUGUCUCAUUGGGGCCACAGAUCCAAAUCCCCAGAUGCACGCAUACAGAUCUUUAUUACCGGAUACACUCGUUUGCGCACCUACAGAUCUGUAUUAUCAGAUACACACACAUUUAUAUAAAUACAACUGCAGCACUACCAGCACAGUUCUGCAUUAAUCCCAACUUCAAGCAUUAUACCUACACUUGCUGCAUUAAGCACACAUCCAGGGUUAGAGCUGACAUUAGGCGAAGGAGUGGCUCACAGGAAGUACCCUACAGCCAACAUGGGCUUUUAGGGAGAUCUCACUAGCCAGCCUUGCAUGAUUACUCCUCUAGUAUUUAAGUUGUUUUGUCCAUUAUUUUUGUUCAUGUAUUCUAAUUACAGUGCCUUGCAAAAGUAUUCACCCCCCUUGGCAUUUUUCGUGUUAUGUUUCCUCACAACUGGGAAUUAACAUGGAUUGUUUGAGGAUUUGCAUCAUUUAAUUUACAGAACAUGCCCACAACUUUGAAGAUGUUUUUUUUAAUUUAUUAUUGUGAAGCAAACAACAAAGAGGACAAAAUAACAGAAAAGGCCAAUGUGCAUAACUAUUCACCCCCCCCUAAAGUCAAUACUUUGUAGAGCCACCUUUUGCGGCAAUCACAGCUCCAAGUCGCUUUGGAUAAGUCUCUAUGAGAUUGCCACAUCUUACCACUGGGAUUUUUGCCCAUUCCUCCUUGCAAAACUGCUCCAGCUCCUUCAGGUUGGAUGGUUUGCACUUGUGAACAGGAAUCUUUAAGUCUGAAAACAGAUUUUAAAUUGGAUUGAGGUCUGGGCUUUGACUAGGCCAUUCCAACACAUUUACAUGUUUCCCCUUAAACCACUCAAGUGUUGCUUUAGCAGUGUGUUUGGGGUUAUUGUCCUGGAAGGUGAACCUCCGUCCUAGCCUCAAAUCACACACACAGAGUGGUACAGAUUUUGCUCAAGAAUAUCCCUGUAUUUAGCACCAUUCAUCUUUCCCUCAACUCUGCCAGUUUCCCAGUCCCAGCUGCUGAAAAACAUCCCCACAGCAUGAUGCUGCCACCACCAUGUUUCACUGUGGGGAUGGUGUUCUUUGGGUGAUGUGAUGUGUUGGGUUUGCACCAGACAUUGCGUUUUCUUUGAUGGCCGAAAAGUUCAAUUUUAGUCUCAUCAGACCAGAGGACCUUCCUCCAUACAUUUUGUGAGUCUCCUACAUGGAGCGUACGGCUUAUUGUCGUCCUAUGUACAGAUACUCCAGUCUCUGCUGUGGAACUCUGCAGUUUCUCCGGGCAAGGAGGGCCUCUCUGAUUGAUGCCCUCCUUGCCCGGUCCGUGAGUUUUGGUGGGUGACUGUCUCUUGACAGGUUUGCUGUUGUGCCAUGUUCUUUCCAUUUGGUUAUGAUAGAUUUGAUGGUGCUCUUGGGGAUCAUCAAAGAUUUGGAUAUUUUUUUAUAACCUAACCCUGACUUGUACUUCUCAACAACAUUGUCCAUUACUUGUUUGGAGAGUUCCUUGGUCUUCAUGGCAGUGUUUGGUUAGUGGUGCCUCUUGCUUAGGUGUUGCAGCCUCUGGGGCCUUUUAACCCCUUCAGACCGGAGGGCGUACUAUUACGCCCUAUUUUAGGCGGCUCUAAACGCUGCCAGGCGUAAUAGUACGCCCUCCGGUCUUUCUUUACUUACCCGGUUGCCGGCGAUCCCACGCCGGUGAUCGCGGUUGGGGGGACUCCCAGGGAGCCCCCGGCGGCACGUCCGACCCCCUGGCAGCCCCCCCGGCCAUGUGAGAGUGAGGUCCUUGCGAGGACCUCACAAUCACAUGGCCGGCAUAGCUGCCUGCUGUAUUGCCAGCAGGGGGGCUGCCUGUAAUGACAGGUGGUCCCCCUGCUGGCUGGAAAUAAAAUUAAAUAAAAUUUUAAAAAGUUAAAAAGUGUAAAAAAAAAUAAAUAUAUAUAUAUAUAUAUAUAUAUAUAUAUAUAUAUAUAUAUAUAUAUAUAUAUAUAUAUAUAUACUUAGAUCAUAUAUAUAUGAUCUAAGUAUAUAUAUAUACACAUAUACAUACACACACACACACACACUGUCUAGGUGUAUUUUACUAUUAAUAUAUAUAUAUAUAAUUAUAUAUAUAUAUAUUAAUAUCAAAUUACACGUAGACUGAUAUUGAUUAAAUAUAUAAUUAUUGUUAUAUAUAUAUUUAGAUAUAAUAAAAAAAAUUAAAUAUGUAAAUAUGUUACUAAAUAAAAUUAAAAAAAUAAUUUAAAAAAUAAUAAUUAAAAAAUAUAUAGAUGUGUGUUAUUUCGUUCUAACUGUAUUGUGAUAUUAAUAUAUAUAUAUUUAUAUCAAAAUACACGUAGAACGAAAAAAUAUAUAUAUCUAUAUACAUAAAUAUAUACGUAUAUAUCACUAUAUAUAUACCUAUAUAUAAAUAAAAAUAUUUUUUUAAAAUUAUAUAUAUAUAUAUAUAUAUAUAUAUAUUCACAUACGUAUAUAUAUAUAUAUACAUAUAUUAAUUCUACAUAUAUAUUUAUGUAAUAUUUUUACAUAAUUAGGUAUCUUAAUUAAUUGCAAUUAUUUUUUUCACAUUAAAAUUCGCCAGAUUGGUUACGUUGCCUUUGAGACCCUAUGGUAGCCCAAGAAUGAAAAGUACCCCUAUGAUGGCAUACCAUUUGCAAUAGUAGACAACCCAAGGUAUUGCAAACGGGGUAUGUCCAGUCUUUUUUAGUAGCCACUUAGUCACAAACACUGGCCAAAAUUGGCUUUUUUUGCAUUUUUCACACACAAACAAAUACUAACGCUAACUUUGGCCAAUGUUUGUGACCAAAUGGCUACUAAAAAGACUGGACAUACCCCAUUUGCAAUACCUUGGGUUGUCUACUAUUGCAAAUGAUAUGCCAUUAUGGGUGUAAAUAUCAUUCCUGGGGUACUAUAAAGUCCCAAAGGCAACGUAACCAAUCUGGCGAAUUUCAAAUGUAACGUGCUAUAUUUGACCUUGUAACUUCCCAAAACGCCAUAAAACCUGUACAUAGGGGGUACUGUUUUACACGUGAGACUUUGCUGAAUACAAAUAUAUGUAAGCAAACAGUAUUAUGACAUUGACUGUUAAAAUGUCAUGUAGAACUAAGAAAAUAAAAAAUAAAAAAUCUUAUUUUCUCCCAUUUUCUCAUAUUAAAUUAUGUUUCAUAGCUAAAUAUUUGAUAUUAAAUGAAAGCCCUGUUUCCCCUGAACAAAAUGAUAUAUAAUAAGGGUGGGUGCAUUUACUAUGAAAGAGGUGAAUUACGGUUGGACAGACAUGUAGCGCAAAUGCCAGGUUUUGUUUACAUUUUGUUUCGUUCACAACAUGUACAUUUGGCUCAGUCCUUAAUGGGUUAAAAAAGGUGUGUAUGUGUAAGUACUAAUGACAGAUCAUGUGACACUUAGAUUUCACACAGGUGGACAUCAUUUCACUAAUUAUGUGUUUUUCUGAAGGUAACUGGUUGCACCAGAGCUUUUUAUGGGCUUCAUAACAAAGAGGGUGAAUACAUACGCACAUGCCAAUUUUCUGUUUUCUAUUUCUAAAAAAAUAGUUUUAUGUAUAUAUUUUUCUCAUUUCACCAGCUUAUACUAUUGUGUUCUGAUCCAUCACAUAAAAUUCAGAUUAAAAAUAAACAUUAAAUUAAGGCUGUAAUGUAACAAAAUAAAAAGUCAAGGGGGGUGAAUACUUUUGCAAGGCACUGUAUAUAAGGGGUUAUCACUACUAGUUAAAAAUAAUGAACUAGUAGUUUAAAAAAAAAAAAAAAAGACCUAUUAUCUAUUUCAUGAUUAUGCAAUCAGUAUGUCUCUAAGUAAAGAAUAUCAUACAAACCAAAAUUGACAACAUUCCAUGGCAUCCCAGUGCAGGAUCUUCACGAUUUCACUUAUUCUGUAUUGAAACUUUUAUGGCAUUGGUGCAAAUUCACUGGUUUAUAUCAGGGUUCCAGCCAGCUUCUGCUCAUUAGACUUCAUGCCACUCUACUGGCAACACCAACGUGGAUGGAGAUUUGUUACUAAACAUUAAGUUAGAAGAGGAUAGUGAUUUAAUCCUAAACAUUGACAAGGUUAUUCACUUAAAUGAGAAUACAAAGUGAAUUUCAAAUUGAAAGCCAAAGUACUCAAACUGGUUCCAGUUCAGCCAUUUUUAUGCUAAAUUUGAAAUUCUCUUUGAAUUCUCACUUUAGUGAAUAACUCUGUUAGAGUUCUAUAGACUCUUCAACCUAUCGUUCCUAUAAGUUUUCUUGCAAUUGUUCUAUUUAUAGUUAAAUCCCCCCUAUUAUAAUAUUGUAAAGCGCUACAGAAUCUGUUGGCACUAUAUAAAUGGUAAUAAUAAUACUAAUAAUAGAGGACAAAUCUAACAAGAAGCUUGCUAAACCAGAUCAAGUCACAGACAUGACAGAAUUAGAAUUAUCAGUCGGUUAAAACAGAUACAAGUUCUGUGGUCUCAAAACAACAUUGUUUUGUGGAGUCAUUGUGAAAGGUUACCUGCAUGUAUAGAGCAUCAAUCUGUGACAAGUGCAACUCUGCAUCAUUUUCACCGCACUCACAGUUGUAAUGCGUCCAGCCUUCUCCCCAACUGCAUCUUUUAAAAAAAAAAAAAAAUAAGGCACUUUUCAAGCCUUUUUGCCAUCACUCGCUGUAAUGGCUUGGUAUUCGGCACCUGAGCUUGUGUUAGCAAUUAGCUGGUAUUUUUCAUUUUUCUCUCUAAGAAUGAAACCCAGCAACUUUAAAAUCUGGUAAUAAGCCUGUAACGGAUCCCCUAUAUUCCGCUUGAGUAAAUCGGCUGUAGUUCUCCCAAAUCCCAAGUGAAGCGGUGAUUAUAGCUCUGGUAUACCCAAACAUCAGCCUAGACUUGAUUAAGGGUACAAGAAGGCUGACUUUAUUAUGGCCAGAUGGCCCACUUAUAUACACAGCAAGGAUACAGUAAAACACGCCCAGAACACUCUCACAACACGCCCAUGAAUUUCUGAGUCAGAAUGACUAAGCACAAAACAGAAAAAUGGCCAAAAACAUUAUACAAAUAUAUAAUAACCCCACAAAAAUAACAUCCUUAAAUAGCCCUGAUCUGAGCACCCAAGUUCUCCAAAUAGCACUCAGAUCCAUGCAGUCAGGGCCAUUUUUAACGCAGGGUAAAAGGGACAGCUGCCCCAAGCCCAGCUACUCUGGGAGGCCCCAAGGCAGCUGCCCCAUGGCCCCACUGCCCUCAACAAUUUUUUUUCCUCGUCUUCUAAGCAGUGCCACUGGGCGGCCCAUGCACUUAGGGCCACCCAGUGGGCUUGUAUCAGCAGGGGCACUGUGACCCUUUAACAGCGCGACCGGGCCCCUUGGUUUUUGGCAGUAUGGGAGGAAAUGACAGCCGCGAGUCACUUCCUUCCAUAAAGAGAGGAGCUGCACGGGAGGGGGCAGGAGGAGAUACGCAGGAGGGAGGAGGCGACAGCAGUGGCAGUGAGGAUGGAGGCUCCUCACUCCCAUCGGCCUCAGGCACCACAUUGGACCCCAGGGAAGCCACCCUCCAGGAAAAGGUAGGCAACUGGAGGGUGGGUUUAAAAAUUUAAUUUUACAUGUAUGUUAGUAUAUGUGUGUGUGUGUGUGUCUGUCUGUCUGUGUCUGUCAGUAUAUCUCUGUGUGUGUGUCAGUAUGUCUGGCAGUGUAUGUAUUUGUGUGUCAGUAUGUCUGUGUGUGUCAGUAUGUCUGUGUGUGUCAGUAUUUCUGCCAGUGUAUGUGUGUGUCAAUAUGUCUAUCAGUGUAUGUGCCUUAUAAUGGCCUUGCAAUGUGUGUGCUAGUGUGCCUGUGUGUGUGUUAGAGUGUGUGUCUGUGUGUGUCAGUACGUCUGUGUGUGUGUCAGUAUGUCUGUGUGUGUCAGAAUAUCUGUGUGUGUGUGUGUGUCAGUAUGUCUUUGUCAGUAUAUCUGUGUGUGUGUGUGUCAGUAUGUCUUAGUCAGUAUAUCUGCGUGUGUGUGUUAGUAUGUCUGACAGUGUAUGUAUUUGUGUGUCAGUAUGUCUGUGUGUGUGUCAGUGUAUGUGUCAGUAUGUCUUUCAGUGUAUGCAUCUGUGUGCCAGUAUUUCUGCCAGUGUAUGUGUCUGUGUAUGUGUGUCCGUUUGUCAGUGUAUGUGCCCAGGGGUCUAGUCCUGGAAAUACAAAAAUAAAAAAUUUAGUGCAUAUAGUGCAGUGUGUGUAUUGAAUGUAGUGUGUUUGUAGUGAAUGCAGAGUAUGAAUAAUGAAUAUAGUGUGUUUAUAGUGAGUGCAGUGUGUAUAAUAAAUGUAGUGUGUUUAGUGAGUGCAGAGUGUGUAUAAUAAAUGUAGUGUGUUUGUAGUGAGUGCAGAUUGUGUAUAAUAAAUGUAGUGUGUAGUGAGUGCAGAUUGUGUAUAAUAAAUGUAGUGUGUUUGUAGUGAGUGCAGAGUGUGUAUAGUGAAUGUAGUGUGUAUAAUGAAUGUAGUGUGUUUGUAGUAAGUGCAGAGUGUGUAUAAAGAAUGUAGUGUGUGUGCUGGAUGAUGUGUUGUGUGUGUGCUGGAUGGUGUGUGUGUUGGAUGAUGUGUGUGGGCUAGAUGGUGUGUGUGUGUGCUGGAUGAUGUGUGUGUGUGUGCGUGUUGGAUGGUGUGUGUAUGCUGGAUUGUGUGUGUGUGUGCUGGAUGGUGUGUAUGUGUGUGUGUGCUGGAUGGUGUGUAUGUGUGUGUGCACUGGAUGAUGUGUGUGUGUGUGUGCCCUGGAUGAUGUGUGUGUGUGUGUGUGCUGGAUGAUGUGUGUGUGUGUGUGCGCGCUGGAUGAUGUGUGCGCGUGCGCUGGAUGGUGUGUGUGUGUGUGUGCUGGAUGGUGUGUGUGUGCGCUGGAUGGUGUGUGUGCGCUGGAUGAUGUGUGUGUGCACUGAAUGAUGUGUGUGUGUGUGUGUGUGCGCUGGAUGUUGUGUGUGUGUGUGCUGGAUGGUGUGUGUGUGCACUGGAUGAUGUGUGUGUGCAUGCUGGAUGAUGUGUGUGUGCAUGCUGGAUGAUGUGUGUGUGCUGAAUGAUAGGGCAUUUUUUUUAACUUCAUGUGUCUAUAUAUUUUUAUUUUAUUCCCCCCUCCCUGCUUCUUUCCUUGUCAGGGAGGGGGGGAGAUCGCCUGGUGGUCCGGUGGAGGGAGCCAGCCGCUGCACACAGGAGCCAUCACACGCUGUGUUCCCUCUCCAGCUCUAACGCUCGCGAGACUCGCCUGUGCGGAGUGUUGCCAUGGUAACCCGUGGCAACGCUCUGACAGCCGAGGGUCUGACGACAGUUAGAGCUGGAGAGGGAACACAGCGUGUGAUGGCCCCUGUGUGCAGGUAGCAGGGCAGGUCCUGCAGGACUGCUAACGGGAACGGCGUUCCUACUUUGAAAAAAGUGCAGGAACGCCGUUCCCAUGCGUUCCUGCAGGACUCGAGCCCUGUAUGUGCCUGUGUGUGUCAGUAUGUCUGUAUAUGUGCCUGUGUGUGUGUCAGUAUGUCUGUCAGUGUGUGUCAGUACAUCUACCAGUGUAUGUGCCUGUGUAUGUCAGUACAUCUACAGUGUAUUGUGGGGAUAUUUAUGGGAUGAUAAUAUUAAACAGUCGAGAAUUGCCCACUAUUUCAAUUCUCUUAGAUCUUAGAGAUCGUUAUCAUGUAAGUGAAAUGUAUUCCAUACAAAUAAAAUCACAAUUUGUUAUAAAAAUAGAUAUAAUUUAUUGUGACUAAUAAUAAUAAUAUUAGGCAGCAUGCAUGAUAUUAAUCAGUGAAUAUUUAGUAUAACAUAAAUAUACAAUGGCAAUGGCUAAACACAGUACAAAGAAAGCAAAACUUCACACAGCCCAGCAAAACCUUGGCUAACAGUUAAAUCAACUGAGUAACCCUUUCAAUGCUGGCUAGAUCCUCCUAGGCACAUAAUAUCCUAUUCUCGUGUUAUUUUCAAUUAAAAUAACAUUCAAACCAGCUCAUUAAUCAUUUCCUGUAACCGUCCAAUAAGAAUAAUCUACCAGAUUCUAUAAACCGAAUUUUAAUUUGCCUAAAAAGACAUGUUAUCUUAUUUAGAGCAAAUCAAUACACCUGGAUAAAAACAACGGUAUGCUAACACGUGAUACUAUCACAUUAAUAUAUAAUUAUUCUUAAUUCCACCUGCGGAAUGGAAUGUUUAUAACUAUAUAUUCUUUAGUUAACUAAGAUUUCUAAAUAUUGAAAUCUGACCGUGAUUUAUCCAGUCAUAUAUCAUGCUAUUAGAUUUUAAUUAAUUUAGAUUAAUUAAAUAAAACCAGCAUAAUUAUCAGUUAUGUAGGUAUUCUCAUCAGAUGAGUAGGUAGUCCCAGGAACUUGCGAGUAUGAUUGGUUGUAUGGAGGUGCGUGAGUAAUAGAGAAAAGUGAUGUUGGUUAGAAAGUAUCAGUAAAAUUCUAAGUGUCAAGGAGUGUUUCUUGAGUUGUGUCCAAGAGAGUUUGAGAGUUGAGUGUUAGUCCCAGAGUGUCCUGGAUCUCUCUGCAUGUCCCAAUCUGAAUGCCCCAAAACUCCACCAACUACCCUCUCUUCCCUUUGUCCUAACUUUUAAAGGGCCAGACUCUCUGUACGUCAUUAGUUAAUAAGGCCAAUAGGAAACUGAAGGUGUGUUCAACCUUCAGAUCGCAACUUAGGUAUUUGAUCCAUAGAGGGCAGUCUCACCUUACUAAACCUUUCUAUCCAGGAAAGAGUUAACUUUUCCUGAUGACGUUUUUGACGUCAUUUGGCUUAUCUAAAAUGACUACCAUAACUUAAAUUUGCUGUCAGUUCAAAGCGUUUGUCUCAGUCUUUGUGGCAACUACUUUGAUCGUAAUUUCUAAAAUUGACAGUUCUAAACUCAAUUUCACCCCUUACUUACAAUGGGACCUUGUAAAAUUUAGAAAGUAAAAUUAAUUACUUAGUCUUCUCUGUCACUAGUGUCUGUGCUUAGAAUUAUUUCUAUUCCAUUAACAUUUAGACAGGGCCUUCUAUCCCCCUGCUUCAUUGCUUAUCACUUGUUUAUAUAAUGCAUUCCUUAGCUCAGGCUCAGUGGUUAGUGAAAGCAAGGAAAUGAUGUGUCUUUGUUAUCCUGAAGAUAGCAAAAUGGAGUCUGCUCUGUUCUGAGUGACUCUAGCAAUAUACACUUUUAAUUUCUAUUUUAGAGCAAAAUGUCUGCCGAUAUAAAUAUCCUGACAGUAUGUGCCUGUGUGUGUCAGUAGGUCUGUCAGUGUAUGUGCCUGUGUAUUUGUAUGUGUCUGUGUACCUGUAUGUUGUCAGUGUGUGUAUCUGUGUGUUUAUCUGCAUGUGUGUCAGUGUCAAACUUUAACAUUACAUACAAACACACUCCUGCAUUGAAACGUCAACACUACAUACAAACACACCUAUGAGUUGAAAAACCAAAAUUAUAUAUAAACAAAUUCCUACAUUCAAAAACCAACACUAUACAUAAAUGCACACUUGCAUUUAAACUUCAACACCACAUACAAACGCUUUCACACAAACAUACUCCAUACAAACACAUGCUUAUAUUCAAACACACAAACACGGCUCAGUUCUAAAUACAACCCUGCAGACAUAGGAAAUUGGUAGAGCCCCAGCUGUCAAAGCAUUGUUGAGUUGCACGAAAGAUAGGGUUCUACCUUUUGUCCAACCUUGCAAUUGCGGGGCCCAAUAAAAUUAUUUUCUCCCGGGCUCUUUCUACUUUAGUUCCGCCACUGCGUUGGGGUGGAUUCAGUGAUUGCAUGCCAGGGAGUGCAGGGGGAGGCAUGGUCCAGGGGGCCCAAACAAAUGCUUGCUCAGGGUCCAAUCAUUAUUAAAGAUGCAGUGUAGGGGAAACGCCACCGUGUCAAAGUUCUGACCGGCCGCACACAUGGUCCUAUGCCCCAAACAGUUCCAGGGCGCUUGGUGCUUUGUCCGGUAAACUUUCGGAGCUCGGGUGAUCCGCCUGGGUCUCGGGCAGCGUUUGUUCCCCUUAGUCACAGACACCUUCCCUCCAAAAAGCGUUCUCCUGGUGGAUUUCAAAGUCGUUCAAAACCCCGGACCAAGUUGUCCGGGAGCCCCACGGUCACCUCAUGCCGAAAACAGUUCCAUAACAUUCGCAGCUAAGUCCCGCUGAGGUGACCGGGAGCCCACAAAGUUCUCAUGCCAAAUUUAGUUCCAUAACUAUCGUGGCUAAAGACCGCUGAGAACAAUUUGUGUGUUUCCUUAUGUGGCGAAACCAACCUCGCCACUGUACACUGGAGAAGCCUGGUUGCUCGCCUGCUCCCUUUAGACUAUGGUCCUGCAUUUUAAACUUUUAUUUUACCGGCAGAAAGGUUUAUUCGUGCCUUUCUGCGGACUGUUAAAGUCAUGCUACCCCAGAUAGAGCCCAGCCGUAUACUGAAAGACUGUAUGAAAGACUUUGGCUCCAUGGCGAUUGAACUGUAUGUAUGUAAUCUGAGCGCCAUUCGGUAGUAAUGUGCACUCAGAUCUAAGCUAUCUGGGGAUAUGUAGAAUGUCUAUGUUUUAUGGAAUAAAUGUAACUGUAUGUAAUUUUAUGUCUUUUAUUGUCCUUUGUCUGCCAUGUGGUUAAUGGAGUUUUGCCUCUGUCCUUGGAGAUAAUUUGAUUACUUCACAAUUAUCUCCUGGACAGAGAGGAGGGAUUGUGAUGUAAUUGUGGGUGUGUUUUACGGUUCCCCUGUAACGAUUGGUUGUACUGUGUCCCACCCUGUGGGAUGUCCCCUUGCAUGGGGACUUGCAUAAAAGCCAGUGUGUGGCCAUUACAGAGAGUUCCUGCUUAACCCUCAAAGUGAAGUGUCGUCUCAUUAUUGGGGGAGGAUUUACUGUAUGCUGUUAGAGACUGAUUACCAGGAGUGUAAGCCGCUUGGGGGCUUUUCCUGUUAGUCUGCUAGCAGCUAUUCUUGUGUCUCCAGUUCGGGAGUUUCGAGUAUUCCCUUGGUUGCAGUUCGGGAGUUGGUGAAUUCGUGGGUUUGCAGUUCAGGAGAUUGGUGCUUGCAGUAGCUGUCAGUGCAGCUGAAAAAGGGGAAUAUCGCCUAAACGGUUUUUAACCUCUUUUGGGCAAAACGGUCCGUUACACCUUAUGCGAACGGCUGCCAGGGAGCUAAUGUUCGCUUCUAUUUGAAUGAAAGGAAUGUGCAGAAUCAGAGCACCCAGGGAAAGAUUUAACUCCUGAACAGGGUCUUUGUAUGUGGCCCAUAGUCCUUGGGCAGGAGGCUAGCUAGCAGGCUCCUCCAGGAGUUUGUGACAAAUGUCCAGGGUAAGGAGCGUUUGUCACAAAGCCUAUCUUUCCAUCUUUAUCCUUUGGUGAGAUACUGACGUAUACCUUGCUGAAUUCCAUCCCUACCUAGACAGGAUGAGUCAGAGGUGAAAUGGAGUGACAGGAAGACCCUGAGUGCAGGGCUUUGUCACUACCGAUACAAUUGAUGGUUCUUGUCAUGUGUGUUCACAUUAGGAUUGGGUUUACUCUAUGGUUUUGUCUCUUUAAGAAAGGCUAACUCCAUUUUUCCCUUUUAAUUUGCUGGGCUAUUUAAAUAACUCAUUGCCUAUUAGCAGGUUUACUGUUAGUGUGUCUCCAGAGGCCUAUUAUCUCUUGCUAGCUGUAUGUGUUAUCUUUGAAUGAUUGCCUCUCCAGGUAACAUCAUCAGCUAUCUGUUGCCACAUCUUCUACUUGAAUUGAGAAUCCACAUAAUUGAUAUAAUUUAGAUUUAGUGACCUUGCUACUUUGGACUAACGUCAAUUCUGGUUUUGCCUUUGAUAUGCAUAUCUCCAAGUGUCCCUAUUUAGGAAGUAUGGUCCCUAGUUUAGGCCCAAAUUCAUCAGUCGCUCUUUUCUAUCCUAAUGGCACUCUUUUCUAGGAGCUCUAUAUUGUUGGUGUGUAAGAGUGUAUAACAGAGCUCUACAGUAAAGUGUAAGUAAAAAAAUAAAUGUUUUUAGAAAUCAGUCUGUGUAAAUAACACAUAAUCCAACACAUAAUAAUAGUAUACAAAAUUAUCAUAAGGUAUUUCAAGUUACUAAUUAUAAACUAAAAUAGAUAUAGGUAAAUAUAUACUCAUGGUAACAUCAUCAGCCAACCAGUAUAUUAAUUGUAUCCAGUAAUCCAAUUUACAAAAACAAUAUACUAUAUACAGUAAACUAAAUACCAGUCACCUGAAAUACCUGUCACCUGGAAAAUAAAAAUAAAAAAAAGAGAUGGGAGAAGAGUAGAAGAGUCAAACUAAUACCAAAAUAAAAAUGCCCCCCAACAUUUCAGCCCAAGGCCUUUAUCAAGGGAGGAUGGUGAACACAACAUCAGCUGACCUAUGGUGGUGUAUUUACCCAGGAGCCUGAGAACUUGAGCUGACAAAUGAUGAAAGUAGAUGGUAAUAAACUUGAUGAUUAUCAUGGGCAACUGUCAAGGUGUGUAUACCCAAACCCAGGAAAAACAUGUCACAUGCAAAGGUAUUACCAGUCCAGAAAGGCAGGAAAAUAGAGUAAACUGAGACAAGCCAAAGUCAAAGGACACAAAAGUAUAAAGAGUUGCCAGGCUUAAAGGAUCACUAUAGUAUCAGGAAAACAAACUUGUUUUCCUGACACUAUAUAACCCUUAGGUCCACCCCCACCCUCAGAGCCCUCCUCCCGCUGGGCUGAAGGGGAGCUGCUUACUUUAAUCCAGCACCGGGCUCCCUCGGCGCUGGUGACCUCUCCUCCCACUCCAACGUCAGCUCCCGAGUGGAGCGGAAUGCGCAUGCGCGGCCAGAGACGCGCGCGCAUUAAAAAUGCCCAUAGGAAAGCAUUUCUCAAUGCUUUCCUAUGGACGUUCUGCACGCUGAAUGCGAUUUUUGCAUUCAGCGUCGCAGAAGCGCCUCUAGCGACUGUCAGGAACUGCUAUGUUUACAUCUAUAGGGUUAAAACCUGGGGGACCUGGCACCCAGACCAGCAGCUGAAGUGGUUUGGGUGACUAUAGUGGUCCUUUAACAGUAGCGAAUAGUCAGAAACAGCAUAAACAAGAAAACUAGAUUAAGGGUAAGCAACAGAGCAAUCAUAUUCAGUGGAAUAACAAGCUAAGGUCAAUAACAAAAUAUCAGGAUAAGCAAGAAACGCACUAUUGCAUCAAGAAAAACCACAACAAGGCACCUUUGCUUUAAGCAAAUGGGGUUAAAAUACCCAAAUGUUUAUUCCUGUUGGUUUGUUUCAUUCUUGGGUGCCAGAACAUAAAUAAAAAAACACAGCGCGGUAGUACAGGCAUGUUGGGCGCCUCCAUUAUGACAUAUGAAUUAUACAACCCUUUGGCCUUAUAAGGUUCUGUACAGGCAAACUGUGCAGCUUCGAAACUGAUGCCAGAAAGAUACGCGAGCCCUGUAUGGAGACUGACUUAGCAUAUAUCAUAGUCAAAUUAUGACGCUAGAACAUUCACAACUGAUGUCGCUAAAAUGACACAGCCUGCUGCAGCUCCAAAAACCACCAGGGAAUCAUCAUCAUAGCAAUCCUUCCUGAUCCAAGGUAGGAAGUAAAAGGUACAAAUUAUCAUUGUUUUUAAUAGAUAUUAUACGUUUUUGGUUAGAAUGGACAUACCGCACACAUCCACUCACACAUUAUUUAACAGCUGCCCACACACAUUACACAGAACCACAACUAUUAUACACAGCAACUUACACACAGACACUACACAAUCACACACACCCAUCCCACAAAAUAUUCUUUAACAGACAUUAGAGAUACAGCUGGUAUGAAAAAGUUCGGAACUUGGAGGACUGCCUGACAACCCAGGUAGUCCCCCUGCAGGCAGUGCUGAGGUCUGCUAUUGCGACCAUGUGAUCGUAAUGUCAUCGCAAUCACAUGGCCCUGAAAGGCCGGAUUACCCACAGGGGGACUGCCUGGGUUGACAGGCAGUCCCCUCAAUUUAGAUUGCGGCAGCAUAAGGUAAGUAUAGUGGAGCAGGGUAGGCAGUCUGCAGGAUGUACCAAGCCACCCUGCAGUGUUAAAGCUAUUUUUUGCAGGCAGGCAUGGUACAAAUCUGUAAAUAGUAUCCUAGCGACUGUUUAGGUCACCCCCCCCGGCCCUCCAUGAGGGUUAAAAGUAAGUUUACUCAUCCUUUCUCUAUUACCACAUGCUCUCUCUGUGGCUUGCGCCACCUCUUGGCUAAAAUCAUCAAGGUUGAUGAGAUCAGCCAAUCCAGUACUUUAACAGAGGAAAGCAUUGAGAGGCAUUUAAACCCUGCAAUGUAAACACUGACAAUCAUGCAGAAUACCAAUGUUUUCUCUUGCAGUGUUAAAACUAGAGGGACAUGGCACACAGACAACUUAAUUAAGAUGUAGUGGUUUGGAUGCCCACGGUGUCUCUAGAAGGGGUACCUAUCCUGACAAAUAAAACUUAAUCUUACAUGAUAGGGAAUUGCAAUUCAUAUAUACAUAUGCAGUGUAUGCAGCAUUAAAUAAUUUAGAGAUCACACAAUAAGUGGUACAAACAUUCUCAUUGAAUGGUGCAAAGACUGUGGCAUUUAUUAAGGGCUUUAAUAAUCAUAAAUAACUAAAUAAAACAAUUACAAUUAUAUAUAUGUAAAAUACUUCACCAUAAAUGUACUCUACCACUUUAGCCAGUGAACCAUAAUAAACCUGACUGCCUUACGCCACAAAUAAACCAUAUGAUCCUCUAUACUGCAACCAAAGAGAACAUGCAUUUGUCAUAGUUGUGCUGCAAUCAAGACAAACAAAAUAUCGGUGAGACCUACACUAACUUUAACAUGGGAGACAAGCAUGCUAACCACAAUACUUACAGUUCACCUACAUUAGAUGCUCCCAAAGCUGCCUGGAGAAUGGUCUGGUGUGCCUAGCUACCUAACCUAGAGCUAACAAAUCAAUCAGCUGCAACUCUUGUAUAUGCUGCAAUUCCUGUGGUUUUUCAUUGCACCAGCAGAUUUCUCUGAAAGCAGAGAAUAAAAAAACAGCCUGUUUCCCCUUCUGUCACACAAUUCUGUGUAUGCUGUAUGCACAGAGAUUAUAAGUAUGUGCUCUGCAUGAGUCUGUCACAAGGGGAGCCCUCCUCUGGUGUGACUCCUACUUGUCUAAAGCGUUAAAGAAAGCAAUACCUGUAGAGGAAGGCGGAAGGAGCAGCAGGCUCUGUGUGAGAGCAACUGCAGCAUGGAGAGAAAUAGCCAGAAUGAUUUCUGCAGGGGUUUUGGAAAGGUAAUCUCAGAACAGAGAGAGAGAGAACAGAUAUGUUUUUAUUUACAUACCAUAAAGCCAAUAUAAAGUGUUGGGAACUUUUAACUUUUAUUGUUACAUUAUUACAUACAGGUACUGUUAGGGUGGCGGUCCGGUGACUGGGACCCAGACACUGUCUGCGCGGCGGUCAGACGACCAGGACCCAGUAUGCCUGAUGUUGAAAGUAGGAGUCACAGUGUGAAAUAGGAUAAGCAGGGUCUGGUGCAGGGUAACCGCACGCCCCCUGGUGUUGAGCACCAGCAUUUGUGCGCCACAUACCAGGACCCUUAUGCAGCUUCAGCGGAUCCCAGGAACUAGGAGCUAGGAAAUAAGCAGAUCUCCCAGGAGCUGAAUAGGGAGGCAUUGCAGCAGGAAUGUAUCCAGUACAGAAACAAAGCAAGGCUAGGAUAGGCACCAACUAUGAAAACAAUACAGAACUAGUAGAACCCAGAACAAGAGAAGGAUAGAAAGCAGAACCCAGAACAUGUACACAAUACAUAAGGGAAACAUUAACAGAAAAGAGGCAGGACAGGACAUGACUGUACAUGGACUGGGAAUACAAAAAAAAAACAAGACAAGAUAUAAUAGGCAAAACAAGAGGAGACAUAACUAAGUACUAAAUAUGUAAAACAUUGGAGAUUUAGACAUACAUAAAUGGCCAAGAUGUAUGCAGCCCACCAACUACUUCAAAGUCCUCCAAUUAAGGUGGGUCAUAUCUACCUAAAUAUGCAUGACCAAAUAAACAAUAAUAAAACACACACAGCACUUACCUGCAAGAAAGGGCAGAAGAUUUUAGCAACUGCCUGCAGGGUCCAACUCAAACAAAAGGAAUCAUGGAAAAGGAACAGGUGUGGCAACAUAAAACAAACAUAUAAAGGAAUCCUGGAGACUGGGAAUUCCAGGAACGGAAUACAGGAAUGAACCCAGAAACCCCAGCAUAAAGAAAACCAGACAUGGAAUAGAAAACCAGAAAAACCAAGAAAAACUAAACAAGAAUUGUAAAAAGAGUACUGGAUACCAGAAGCCAUUGCCAGAAUGAUCCGCAGCUAGGAACAGGAUGUGACAGGUACAUAGACUUAACACAGAUAUGUGUCUAUCAAGUUCAAUCUUUCUCACAUCUCUUUUUGUUGUUGAUUCAAAACAAGGCAAAAAAAUCCAGUUUAAUGCACUGUCCAAUUUUGAAACAAACUAGGAAAAAAAUCAUUCUUUAUCUCAGAAUGGCAUUCAUAUCUCUCCUCAAAUCAAGAAUCAGUUACCCCACAAAUUAAAAUUUAUAUCCAUGAAUAUGUUUUUGCAAGCAUUCAUUCAGUUGCAGUUUAAACAUCUGUACAGACUCUGAUAAAACCACCUAUUUAGGCAGAGAAUUCCACAUCCUUAUUGUCCUUGCCUUAAAACUUCUCUUUUUCCAGUCUAAAUGCGUAAUCUUGUGACCUAUGUAUAAUCCUGUUUCAGAAUAGAUUUCCAUUCAAGGGUUUGUAUUAACCCUGGAUAUAUUUGUAUAAUGCUAUCAUAUCUCCCAAGAUUUAGAUUUGUUAACCUUUCUUUAUAAUCAAAAUGUUUAAUUUAUUUUAUUAAUUUUGUGGGCUGCCUCUGCACUUUUUCUAGUGCUGUAAUAUCCUUUUGGUGCCCAAAAUUGCACAGCAUAUUGAAGGUGUGGUCUUACCAGUGAUUUAAUGCUCCUUUUUAUACAUGACAAUACCUUACUGGCCUUAGUAACUGCAGAUUGACAUUGCACAUUGUUGCCUAGUUUGUUGUCUAUAACAAUUCCCAAAUCCUUCUCUGUUAAUCUGUGCUUACCAAACAGGAAACACCCACUGAAAAUAUAAUUCAUACUUUCAGUAGGUGACAGGGGUAAUGAAAAUAAAGUAAAAUAUGAACUUUUACUCAUAUUAAGGGAAGAAACACUAUGAGUCAAGCAAGAUGGAUGGAAUACUUGCAAUUGUUAACCAUCAUGACAGGUUCACUUUAACCCCUUCCCGACCUUUGACAUGCAGGGUACGUCCGACAAAAAACGGCAGUUAAUGACCGCGGACGUACCUUGCACGCCUGCAGCUAAAAUGGCUGGGGUACUCACCUGGACCGGCGAUCCUGGUCCAGGGGGACUGCCCGAGUUCCCAGCGGUCCCCCUGCUGCAGCUACAUCCUCUCCGGCCCUCCAGGGCCAUGUGAUCACCACGAUCACAUGACCGCAAUGGAAGGCUAUGGAGCUGCCAGCAGGGGGACUGUCUGAGCGAUCAGGCAGUUCCCAGGCACACGGGCCAAAGUUAGCGUUUUUAUUUUAUUUUUUGCAUUUUUUUAAAACAAAAACUGCACUUUCACUGGUGAUAUCAUCGUCAUAACAAGUUUUACUGUUUUGAAACUCAUAUUUGUGUUCAGCGAAGUCUCCUGAGUAUAACAUCACCCCCCAUGUAUCCUCAAUGAAAAAAAAAAGGGAAAAACAAAUAAAAACGCUAACUUUGCCCAGCAUUCGUGACUAAGUGGCUACUACAAAAGACUGGACAUACCUAAUUUUGAAUACCCUGGGUUAUCUACAUUUGCAAAUGGUAUGCCAAUUCACAAUCUUGGGCUACCAUAUGGUCUCAAAAGGCAACAAAGACCCAGCAAACCAAUCUGACAAACUGACAUGUGCAAGCCCUAUAUUGACCCUGUAACUUUCCAAAACACCCUAAAACCUGUACAUGGGGGGGGUUACUGUUUUAUUCGGGAGACUUUGCUGAACACAAAUAUUACUGUUUCAAAACCAUAAAACAUAUCACACCGAUGAUAUUGUCAAUGAAAGUGAAUUUAUUUUUGCAUUUUUCACACACAAACAGCACUUUCACUGACAAUAUCAUUGUUGUGAUACAUUUUACUGUUUUGAAACACUCAUAUUUGUGUUCAGCAAAGUUUCCCCAGUAUAACAGUAUCCCCCAUGUACUUGUUUUAUAGUGUUUUUGAAAGUUACAGAGCCAAAUACAAUGCCCAUUUCAUUUUUUAUCAUAGAAAUUUGCCAAAUUGGUUAUGUUGCCUUUGAGACCGUAUGGUAGCCCAGUAAUAAGAAUUACCCCCAUGAUGGCAUUCCUUUUGCAAAAGUAGACAACCCAAGGUAUUGCAAGUAGGGUAUGUCCAGUUUUUUCUAGUGACCAUUUAGUCACAAAAACUGGCCAAAGUUCACACACAAACAAAUAUAAAUGUUAACUUUGGCUAGUGUUUGUGGCUAAGUGGCUACUACAAAAGACUGGACAUACCCCGUUUAAAAUACCCUGGGCCAGUGGCGUACUAAGGGGGGGGGAGGUCCGCCCCGGGUGCCACCAGGGUGGGGGGUGCCAUGACCAGGACCGCCUCCCCCCCCCCAUGCUGCAGCCGCCCGAGUGCUCUGUAGAGAGCCUCAGGCGGCUGCAGCUUUGCCCGGGCGGUACGUCCAUGAGGGCGCACCACCCAGGCGCAGCAUGAGGAGAGGGGCUGACAGGAGGGAAGCGUUCAGUGCUCCCUCCUGUCACUCCCUCUGUUGUAGCGUGGCCGAGCCCUCUAUUGGUCCGCGGGUACAGGGAGCAUCUGUCUCCUGUCUGUCUCCACACAAGCAAACAGCUGAUAAACUGGCCGCACGGAGGAAAAGUGGGGCGGAGCUAAUCAAAAUUGGGGCGGAGCCAAACUGGCACUGGGGGCGGGGCUUAAUAUGGCCCUCACCCACUGCUGUUAGGAGGUGCAGCAAGAUGGAAUCUCUGAUUCUCCACAGGCUUCAGAGAAGGACUUCAGGGAAUCCAGUCCUCCUCCAUCCCACUGUCUGUAAGUAAGAGUGUGUGUGUGUGUGUGUGUGUGAGACUGUCUGUGUGUAGUGAUGUCCUCAACGGUUCGCCGAACGGUUCGCCGCAGACGGCGAACAUAUGCGCUGUUCAGUCCGCCCUCUAUGUCAUCAUUGAGUAAACUUUGACCCUGUACCUCACAGUCAGCACACACAUUCCAGCCAAUCAGCAGCAGACCCUCCCUCCCAGACCCUCCCACCUCCUGGACAGCAUCCAUUUUACAUUCAUUGUGAAGCUGCAUUCUUAGUGAGCUGUUCAGGAGGUGAGAGGGUCUGGGAGGGAGGGUCUGCUGCUGAUUGGCUGGAAUGUGUCUGCUGACUGUGAAGUACAGGGUCAAAGUUUACUCAAUGAUGACGAAUAGGGGGCGGACCGAACAGCGCAUAUGUUCACCGUCUGCAGCGAAACGUUCGACAAACCGCUCGGAACAUCACUAUCUGUGUGUAACUGUCUGCCUGUAACUGUGUGUGGGCGUGUGACUGUCUGCCUGUAACUGAGUGUGUGACAGUCUGCCUGUAACUGAGUGUGUGACUGUCUGCCUGUAAAUGUGUGUGUGGGGCUGCAGGGAUUUUGUAGAAGGGGGCGGGGGUUUUGUAUUGGGACAGGAGUCUUUAUAAGGGGUAUAAGCAGGGGAUUUGUGGAACGGGGUUGCGGGGGGUUUGUAGACGGGACAGGACAGAGGUUUUGUAGGAGGGGCGGGGCGGGGCAGGACAAGGGUUUUGUAGGAGGGGAUGACAGCGGUUUUGCAAAGUUUACAAAUUGUAAAAAAAAAAAGAAAGAAAACAUUUAACAUUUUUUUUUUUCAAUUUGACAAUUUUUAUUGAGUUUUUGUUGUCAAGGGAUACAGAAGAUAAAAAAGGGGGCAGGUGGAAAGUUCACAUUGGUGUACAAUAAUAUCAACACAUUUGACAUUCCAUGACAUUUACACUGGCACUUACGCUCCUCCACUUCUAUAUAUAUAUAUAUAUUUUUAUUUUUUUUCCUUGUUCUUUGGCCCUUAUCCCGCAGGGACUCGAUCCCCCGCUUGCAAUCAGGAGGGAGGGGUGCAGGAGGGGGGAAGGACAAAGGGACCUGUGUAAGGGACUCGGAAAAGCCCUUGGCAAGCGACAUUCCAUGCUAUAGUUCUUGCCAUCUUGUGACAACCAAUGCUUAUUCCUCCCACCACCCCAGCCGUGACAAGGCCCUCCCAUUCUUGGGCCUGUCUUCGCCUUGUUGUCUGUUUCCCUUGUUGCUACUCCGUAUGGGCUCUUUUGGGUCUGUACAUGAUGUCUGUUACAGGCCUGUAUAGCGCCCCUUGUGGUCAACUUUAAACUGGUACCAACUAUAACUAUAUACAUGUGGGUUUCUAUUUGCACCGUUCGGUGUGGCUUGGCCCCUGUUAGAGCCUAUUUUGUUCUUCGACCUACUGGGUUGUCCCUCUCCGAGAACUUUUUUUUUUUUCCCUCUCUUUCUUUUCCUCCCUCUCUAUGUGAUUUGCUCCCCUUCCUUUUCCAUGCGCAUUGUCCAGUUCGCGUAUGCCAGAUUAGCAUAUUUGUUUGUAGGGUUUUGUCUGUUCAGUCCCCGUUCAUAGAGCAGAUUAGUGGUUAUCUGCCUGAUCAGAGCCUCCCUAGUGGGUGCGUGAGUCUGUUUCCAUGCCCUGGCUAUUAAUGUGUUUGCUGCAAUUAAGAUGUGAAAUAGAAUGCGGGAAUCUGUUUUGUUAAGCGUGUCUAGUCCCAUGAGCAGAAGUCCGCUCUCUGGUGUUAUGGUGAACUCCCUGUCCAGCGCUAGAUUUGUGAUUGUCUCCAGUAUUUGGUUAUAAUGGGGCAUUCCCACCAUAUAUGGUACAUCGUACCCUUGCUUUCCUGACAUCUCCAACAAGCCCCUGAGGCGUUUGGAUAAAUUUGUGCCAAUCUCUCCGGCACCAUGUACCAGCGAUAUUGGAUUUUGCGCAUCUGCUCUAAGUGAGCGGCGCAGUUCGUUCUUUUUUUGUGUGCUAAAAAUGCCUUCCCCCAUUGGUGGUCGGUGAAGGUCAUUCCUAUGUCUCUCUGCCACGCUGCCUUAAUCCCCUCUAAGGGGUCUUCUUGUGUUUGGAUCAACAUGUUAUAUAGGGUAGAGAGUAGCCUCUUGGGCUGUUUGGUAUCUGUGCACAGUUGUUCAAUAUGUUUUGCAAUGGGUGGUACCGUGCUAAUUAUGGAUCCUUGAAGCAUGGAUUUCAGCUGGAGAUAUUGGAAAAUGGUGUUGUGUGGUAGGUUGUAUUUGCGUUGUAUGUCCGGAAAGUCUAACAAUCUGCCGCUGUCGUAUAGGUUGCCCACCCUGGUGCAGUCCUGUCUUAUCCAAGGGCGGUAAUCGAAGGCCUUGUUUGCUAGGUGUAAGCAGUAUAGGGGGGCUGCCAGCGCCCACCCCUUGUUCUGCCCCCAUUGCUUCCUAGAGAUGUCCCAUAUGUUAAGUAGGAGUCGUGUCGUGGGUGGCACUACCUGGGUACCUCUCUCUGUUCUCGGGGUACCCAGAACAAAUAGCUCAGGCCCCAUGGGCAAGCCCAAUAGGUCUCCAUUUCCACCCACUGCGGCGUGUCCUCUUUGGCGUGUGUUUGUAUGACAGUAGCUAGGAUAGCCGCUCUGUAAUAUUGCUUAACGUCCGGCAUUCCCAACCCCCCGUUCGCUUGUGGUCUGCACAGCACUUUAGCUGCCACCCUUACUUUGCGGUGUGCCCAUAUGAAACCUGUGAAAAGCUUUUGGAGUUUUCCUAGGUAGGUUUUGGGUAUAUGUAUUUGUAAGGUUCUUAUUAAGUAUUGGAAUUUUGGUAACACUAUCAUCUUUACCGCGGCCAUAUCCUACCCAGCCACGACAGGAACUUCCUCUCCCAUUCUUUCAGUGUGUUUGCUAUACCUCUCAGUAGUGGGUCAUAAUUUGCCAUAAGCAAGUCUGUCGGAUUUUUUGUGAGUUUAAUCCCGAGAAAUGUGAUGUGGUCCCGUCUCCAGUCCAGUGAAAAUGAGUUUUGUAGAAGGUCCAUUAUAUCUGCCGGGAUUCCCACCCCCAUGGCUUGUGUUUUUGUAACAUUGAGCUUAUAGUAUGAAUAUUGCCCAUAUGUGGUGAUCUCUUUCAGUAGGUUGGGGAGGGAAAUCUGCGGCUGAGUAAGUGUCAGUAGGACGUCAUCCGCAAAUAGGCUGGUGGUAUAUUCGCGUGUAUUAAUCGUGACUCCGUGUAUAUUUGGGUUGUCCCUUAUGUUCAUCACUAAGGGUUCUAGGGCCAGGACAUACAACAGCGGCGAUAAGGGGCAUCCCUGUCUGGUACCGUUUGAUAACUUUAUUGGUUCCGAGAGGAACCCUGAGUUUAGCACCUGAGCCCGUGGGGAGCUAUACAGGGCUUCCACUACAGCUAUGAACCCUUCUGGUAUAUCAAAUUUUUGCAGUACUGCUCGCAGGAAUCCCCAAUGUAGGCGAUCGAAGGCCUUUUCUGCAUCUAAGGAGACCAACAGUCCCCCUUGUGUCUUUCUGCGGAGAUGGUGUACUAUGUUUAGCACUUUCCUCGUGUUAUCUGAUCCUUGCCUCCCUUUAACAAAUCCUACCUGAUCAUUCUGGAUAAUGUUCGGCAAGAUUGCUCCUAAGCGGAGUGCGUACGUUUUGGCCAGGAUUUUCGCGUCCGUGUUGAGAAGAGAUAUAGGCCUAAAGUUUUGCGGUACUGUGGGUGGUUUACCUGGUUUGGGCAAUGUGACGAUGUGUGCUGUUUUUUUUUAUAAAUAAAGUUUUUAUUAGCAGUUCAGACAAUAACAGAUAGCAGAGCUUAUAUUGUCAGUGAGACUCGCAGGUCUCCAAUUGCAUCUGACAUGAGUACCACCAGUUUUAGGUGGGUCUUUAUAGAGCUUUAUCGGAAGCGGAUGGCUGCCGGCCCACACCAGUGAGGGCAGAACAAUUCUAUAGUUGAACCUCAAUCAAAUGGUGAGUAGUGCGGUAGGUCCCAGGUCACGUCCUCUAACAUGGGGAGUGAGAAAGGGGUCGUUUGCGGGAUCGGGUCCUAUAGUCUUGCACCUGGUCUGGAACUCCCUUUCCUGUUGUCUUUUCUCUAACUUCGGCGGUGCCUAGGUAUGUUGCGGGUUCUCUCCUGGGUCAGCUACCCUCUCGUUCUGAGUCCGCGUCCCCUCCCCCGCCGCGAGGCGGUGCCAUCACGAUGGGAGGGGAGGAGCGCCCAUCAGUGUGGUCCGUUGUCUCUGUCGUUUUGCUUACUUGUGGGCGGUAAUCGUUGUCGUGCUCCAGUCGCUGUCCACAUUUGGUAUCUUUGGUGUGUCUGGAGUGUUUCCCCCCUUGGGUGGGGAUGGUGUGAUGUCUCAGUGCUCAGUUGUAUCAGUCAUCUAGUGUUGACUUAUGUUUGCUGUUUAUUGUAGGAGUUCCCACGUCGUGGGACCCCCCCCGAGUCUAUUGAGCGAUGUAUCGUUGGGCCCAUGUCCCAUGGGGAAAUCGUGGUGCCUUCUCGGACUCAGAUAUAUUGUGGCCCUGUUGCGCCAGCCGGUCCCCGACUUCGCCCGGGGAAAGAAAAAGGAGAGAGGGGGGAGAGAUAGGGAUGGGUGGAGUGUGUAAGGGUGGGAGAGCUGGAAGGUGUGGGGCAUAGUUAUGGUGUGGCAUGAGUCUAUCCUGACUCCCGAGUUAGUCUAUCAGGGCAGGUCCGGGUGAGGUGGGGGGGAGAGAGAGGUUGUGUUAAGAUGCGCGUAUUGGUCCAGCUGGCUAGGAUUCCUGUGGUGACCCAUCCCCUGUCCUUGUUUGUGACGUGUAUAGGUACCAUGGUGUCCACAUUUCAAGAUGUUUGUCCCUCCUUCCAAGUAUUUCAGCGUAUCUCGCUGUGUGGAUCUCUGCUAUUCUCUGCAGCCAUUCCGUUUUGGAAGGUGGCUGGGUUUGCUUCCAUCUCGCUGGGAUCAGCGCUUUGGCCGCAUUAAGCAGGUGUGGUAGGAUUGAGCGUUUGUAUUGUGCCAGCUGUCCCGUGGAGAAGUGUAGGAGCACAGCCUCUAUGCUAAAGUCUGGUGGGUCACCCAGAAUUGUAGUGAUUUCCCGGUUUACCUCUUCCCAGAAUGGCUUGAUCCCAGGGCAAUCCCACCAAAUGUGGCGUAGUGUGCCUGGCUGCGCUUCGCAUCUCCAGCAUGUAUCUGGAACCCCUGGGAAUAUCCUGUGUAGUUUUGCUGGUGUUCUGUACCACUGGGAGAUCAGCUUGUAGUUCACCUCUUGGUACCUGGUGCUUAUGGAGCUUUUGUGUUGUAAUAUGAGAAUUUGCGCCCAUUGGGCGUCUGUGAAGGUUCUGUCUGUCAAUUCCUCCCACUGCCUCUGGAAGGCGUUGUUUCUGGAAAGUUCCCCUGUGAGCAGUUGUUGGUAUAUGCCCGAUACUCUGCCAUCUGCCUCUGGAUAGCUCUCGCAGAGGUGUUCAAACCAGGUCCAUUCUCUGUGUACUGCUCCCCUAUUGGGCAGAUUGUGGUAGAAGUGUCUCAGCUGUGCGUAAUGGAAACGAUGCAUUAUCGUCAGACGAUCUGUGUCCGCUCAGUCUUGAAGGCUGCGCAGGCUGGCGUUUGUCAGGGCCGAACUCAGGGGUACAUAUCCCUCUGCUCCGUGUGUUGGCCACGCGUUCGCGUGUAGUCCCCCUCCUAUGGUUACGUUAUAUGUUAGGGGGAUCAGGGGGCUUGGCUGUGGCGAGAUGUGAGCUUCCCUUCGCAGGGUGGACCAGGUUUUCAGCGACUGCGUCACUGGGGACUCCGUACCCAGAGCUUGUGUAGCCCCUGUCGGGCGGUGCCAGAUGUAUGUGUGGAGUGCUCUGUUUGUGCUUUCCCUGUCCAGCCUCGUCCAUAGUUUGUUGGUGGGGGCCGUGUGCCAUUCUCAAAUUCUCUGGAGUACUGUCGCGUGGAAGUAUUUCCGAAAGUCCGGCAGGGCCAGGCCUCCCCAUGGUUUUGGCAAGCAUAGUCUGUCAUGUUUAAGCCGUGGCCUCCCCUCCUUCCAGACAUAUUUCGUUACCGCUUUUUUGAGCUUGGUGAAGAAGACCUGUGGCAGGUGCCAGGGGAUAGUGCUGAAGCAGUAGAGGAGGCGGGGGAGGAUAUUCAUUUUGACCACCGCUAUUCGGCCUUGCCAAGAGAUGUGAUCGUACGACCAUCUCGACAGGUCCGUCAGUACGUUGCGUAGGAGGGGUGUAUAGUUCCUAUCGUAUGUCUCGCCCGGGUCACGGCAGAGCCAAAUCCCUAGGUAGCGCAUCUGCUCCUUGCACCAGUGGAAAGGGAACUUGCGUUGGAGUCUCUCCUGCGUGUUCCUUUCGGUGUGUAUUGCCAGAAUUUCGCAUUUUGCUAGAUUUAGCUUGAGUCCUGAUAACUGCCCAUAUUACUUGAACUCCCGUAGGAGGGCCGGCAGUGUGCCCUGAGGUUCCGCGAUGAAGAAGAGCAUAUCAUCCACGUAUGCGGCCACCUUGUGUGUCUGAUCUUUCUGUUUGAAUCCCUGGAUCUCUGGUGUCCUUCUGAUCUUGUCUAGAAACGGCUCUAACGAGAGGGCGAAUAGGAGGGGGGACAGCGGGCAUCCCUGUCUGGUUCCGUUGUUGAUGUCAAAGUUGUCUGUAAGUGCUCCAUUUACCCGUACUCUGGCAAUUGGGUCGGUGUAUAGUGCCGUUAUCCAGGUGAGUAUGCCGUUCCCCAGACCCAUCACCGUCAGCGCUGCCGUCAUGAAGCUCCACCUUACCGGUCGAACGCCUUUUCUGCGUCCGUGGAGAGCAUAAGGAAGUCCGAUGUUCCCCUACGCGCCAGGCUUUGUAUGGUGAACGCCCGCAGGGUGCUAUCCCUGGCCUCUCUUCCCGGGAUGAACCCCGUCUGGUCUGGGUGGACUAGCCUUGGCAAGAAUUGUUGCAGUCGCGUAGCUAGCACCUUGGAGAAGAUCUUCACGUCCACAUUCAGUAGUGAUAUGGGUCGGUAAUUGCCGCAGAUUUCCGGGCUCUUACCGGGUUUGGGAAUCACUGUGAUUAUUGCUGCUAGGGAUUCUCUGUGAAAUUUACCCCCGUCUCGGAGGUGGUUGCAGGCGUUGGCGAUACGUGGGGCUAGGAUGUCUCUGAACUUUUUAUAAUAGCCCGCCGAGAACCCGUCCGGGCCCGGUGCCUUCCCAUUUUUUGUGGUUUUUAUCACUGCCAGUAUCUCGUCUGUAGAUAUCGGGGCGUCUAGGGCGUCUGCUUCCUGCUGGGAUAGGGCUUCAGGGUUGAAGUCUCUGAGGUAGCGUGCGAUGUCUCCUGCGGUUCUGGUCUCAUCCGCGUCCAGGGUUUCAGGCGGUAUGUUAUACAAGUCUUCGUAGUACGAGCGGAAUUCGUUUGCGAUCUCCUCAGGGAAUUGCGUAGUGGUGCCCCUGGCUGUUCGCAAUGCGCUCACCUGUGCGCUUGUUUGUUGGUUCCGCAACAUGCGGGCUAGUAGCUUUCCUCCCUUGUUGGCAUGGAUGUAGAAGAAGGCCUUCAAUCUCUGGAUCGACCUGUGGUGUUUGCGGGCUAUCAGGUCCAACAGUUGCCGUCUGAGGGUCAAAAGAGUGCGGUAAUGCUCCUCCUGUCGGGUCCUCUUGUGCAGCGUUUCCAGCGUUGCUAUCUGUUCCGCUAGUGCCGUCAUUUGUCGUUGUGCUUCUCUCUUUUUCUGCGCUGAUAUCCGGAUAAGUAGCCCCCUGAGGACGCUUUUGUGGGCCUCCCACAGAGUCAGUGCGGAGGUUUCUUCAGUGUCGUUUUCAGUGAAAUAGUUAUUCAGUUGUUCCACUAGUUGUGCCUGCGUCGGUACGUCGGAGAGGAGUAGUUCAUUUAAGCGCCAUACGGUCCGGGUAGGUCUGUAUAGGGGUGAUUCCAUGCGCAUGUAUACUGUGCUAUGGUCCGACCAUGGAGUGGGGCGGAUGUCUGCCUCCAGUAGUCUUUGCAGUCCUUCUUGUUGGAUAAAGAGGUAGACGAUGUGUGCUGUUAACAUUUCUGGGGGCAAGGUUUUGUGGAGAGUGGCUUGUGUAUAGGCUUUGACUAGGUAUGGUGCUAAAAUGCCACUGAACUUUUUGUAGUAUGUGUUAUCUAACCCAUCUGGUCCCGGUGCUUUGCCUGACGGGAGAGUCUUUAUUACAGCUAGAAGUUCCUCUUCACAUAGUGGUUUUAUAAGUUCUAAUUGUUGUUGGGUCGUAAGUCGGGGCAAGUGCGUGUGUCUCAGAUAUGCCUGUAUGUCUCUCUCUGUUGGUUGUGGGGCCGCUGGGUCUUGGUGUAGGUUAUAGAGUUUUGUAUAGUAGCGCGCAAACUCAUCGCUUAUGGCCUUUGGGGUAAUGAGUUUUGCUCCCGUUGGUGCAGUGAGGUACGCUAUCUUUUGCGCUGCCUGUUUCUCCCGAAGCCUGUUCGCUAGUAAUUUACUUGCCUUGUUACCUUGGGCGUAUUGAUUGAUUUUCAAUCGUUUGAGGUUGUGCUCCGUUUGUGCCAAGGCCUGCGUGUGCAGACUCCUGGUGAGUUGGAGUAUGCGUCUGCAUUUGUCGUCUGUGGGGGAGAGUUGGUUUUGUAGUGUUAUGUCAUGUAAUUCUUUUUGUAGCUCCAGUGUUUGCUUUUGGGCGUUCUUUUUGAGGUAUGAGGCCCUUCUAAUCAACAGUCCUCUCGCCACCGACUUGUGGGCAAUCCAGACCGUGGUGGAUGAGACGUCUGGUGUCUCAUUUUCUAUAAAGUAAUGCUGCAGUUGUGUAGAUAGGUCGGCCUCGAAUUGUGGGUCAUGGAGGAGAGAAUCGUUGACUCUCCAAGGGCUCCGAUAUUUAAAAUCAUAGAGGUCUUUCAUCUCCAGGAGCACCGGAACAUGAUCUGACCAUGUGAUUUGUGCUAUAGUACAUGCUAGGAUUUGGUCGAUGUGGGAGCCUUGGAGGAGAUACCCAGCUAUUCUAGAGUAGGAGUUGUGAACGUGUGAGAAAUACGUGAAUGCUUUUUCCGUGGGGUGCGUGAUUCUCCAUGUGUCGUAAAAAUGGUACUUAUGUAUUAGGGUCUGGAGGGCUUUGCUUUGUCGUCUAAGGGUUUGGUAUUUACUACUAGCACUUUUGAGGGUUGUUUCUAUGGUCGUGUCGAAGAUGUGGUUGAAAUCGCCACAGAUUAGUGUUAUGCCUUGUUGUAUUGGUGUCAGGAUUGUAAGUAUCUUGUGUAGGAAGUUUCUUUGAUUUUGGUUGGGCGCAUAUAUGUUUGCAAUUGUGUACGUCAUGUCGUUUAUCGUUCCCACUAUCACCACAUAUCUGCCCAUUGGGUCUAGGUUUUGCGAUUUUAGGGAGAAGGAGACAUUUUUGCUGAGCAGAAUAGAUGUUCCUUUUGCUUUAGUUGGGGAAGUAGAGUGGAAUUGGUGUGGAUAGUCUACCUCCAUAAUUUUUGGGUGGUCGUUUGCACGGAAAUGUGUCUCCUGUAGGCAGACAACGUCUACUUGGUGUUUCCUAAGUUCUCGGUUUAAUAAGUGUCUUUUUGCUGGGAUAUUCAAUCCCCUUACAUUAUGUGUGUAUAUCCUCAUAUAGGGUCUAACAUAAAGGGUUGUGCUGUGUAUUGAGAGUGUUCUUUUGUUGCGGAGUGCCUCGCUCCUCCCAGCGCCAUCCAGCAGAGCAGGCCUUCCCCUGGGGACUGUGACAACCUCUCACAGGUAUUCCGGUGAGAGUUGGGUCGUAUUCCUUCACUUCCUGUAUAGAAGGUGUGUGUUUUGUGCUUAUAAAAGGUGGAACCCCCCCACUUAGUCCCAAACAUGCUCGCCAUUGGUAGGGGCCACAGACCAUCUCUCAAUGGGUGGAAUAACGUAGUAACUAAACCAAACAAAAAAGUAUAUACAAGAUUUAACCAUGCCCUGUCCGUGGCGAGGCACUUCAUCUAAGUGCCACGGGGGUAGAAGCCUCUAGCUUCUGUUCCUUGGGGGGAGAUACGCUGCGCGCCAGCCUUUCUUGCUAUGGCUUAAUUGCAUAUGGUGUCUCCCAUUUACCCUUUUUAUUAUUGUUAAUUAUUGUUGUAUGUAUAUUUUAUUUUUAUUUAUUUUUUUAUUAUUAUUCUUUUUGUUUUGUUUUAUGCCGUUGUGUUGUAACCUAUGCGAUUUGUCUUUUACACCUCCCAGGGGUCUCAAUCCUCUCCGCUAUUUACUCGCUUAUCCCUUUUUUUUUUUCUUCCCCUUUUUUGCUUUUAUACUGUUGUGUUGUAUCCUAUGCGAUUAGUCUUUUACCCCUCCCAGGGAUCUCAAUCCUCUCCGCUAUGAACUCGCUUAUCCCUUUUUUUUUUCUUCUAAAUAUAUAUCUCCUUGUGCCCUGCUUUACUAUUUCCACCUCCUCUGUUACAUUUCGCACAUGGAGUACCCCUGGACCUAUACAAUCCCUCAAUUGUUGGCUCUGACAUAUGACAUAAAUAUUUCACUUGAGUUUUAUACUUGCGGCACCACAUCGUCCGUGACUUUUGGCCCACCCGGGCGUCACGCGUUACAGUCUAUGUGUGUUUCGCUUUUUUCCACUCUGGAGUUAAUCUUCUUGGCUCUGUAGAUAGGUUCUUCUGGGAUUCUCUUCUUAAGCCCCAUUCUCGCAGUAUGUCAGCUCCCUCUUCUGGGCUUGAUAUUACAGCUGUCUUGCCUGCCCUCUGCACCAGCAGUUUAACUGGAUAUCCCCAGCGAUAUGCGAUUCGGUUCUCUCUGAGUGCCGCUGUGAUGUCUCGGAACUCCCUACGGUUUUGUAGGGUGAACGCUGAGACGUCUGCGAAAAGCAUAAUGUCCCGGUAUUUUUCAGGAAGCUCUUUGCGGGUUCUACUGUUUUUUAGAAUGGCGUCUUUAAUGUGAUGGUAGUGCAUACGCACCAGAAUGUCUCUGGGGACAUCUUGGGGCAGGAACUUGGGUCUCGCCGUCCUGUGGAUGCGGUCAAAGAGGAGCAUGUUUUGUGGGAUAUCUGGCACUAGUGACUUUAGGUAGGCCGUGACAUGUGCUGUCAGGUCAUUUAUGCCCACAGUCUCUGCCACCCCCCUCAGCUGUAAAUUGUUUCGCCGGCUCCGGUCUUCCAUGUCGGCUAUUUUUACCUCCUGCGCCGCCAAGCGCUCUGACACCUGCAACAGCCUGUCUGCAAGGUCGUUAUGCGCUUCCUCAGUGCCCGCCAUCUUUUCUUCCAGUUUUGAGGUUCUGGAACCGAGGCCUCCCAGGUCUUUGCGCAGCUCUCCUAUGGAUGCCUGCACACUCUUCAUUAUUUUUGCGGACAUUUCGUCCAACGUGUUCUGCAUUAUUUGCUGGGUCAGGAGCCCCUGAACAUUAGGCGCACAGUGAGCUGCCUCGUUGCUGUCUUCGGCGCCGGCGCCAUCUUGGAUUCCCGCCGUCUGCAGUGAGUCCCGUUGUGCGCCCUGCUUUGGGGCAAAGAACUGUGUCUUGUCCGCCUUCUCUGUUUGCCGCUUCGUUUUUGGGUGAGACAUUGGAGUUUUUAGGUCUAUUGUGCCAUAGUAUUGUGUGGCAAUUGCUCAGGUUAGGCUGUGGGACGCGGAGCUGCGUUUACAUGCGACUUCUCCCGCCGGUGUCCAGGCCACGCCCCCACAUUUAACAUUUUUUACAGAUUUAUUUUUUUUGGGAGGUGGGGGUGCCAAGCACGGGAUCUGCCCCGGGUGCCAAAUGCUCUAGGUACGCCCCUGCCCUGGGCUGUCUACUUUUUCAAAUAGUAUGUCACGGUGGGAUUUAUUUUCAUUUCUGGGCUGCCAUACCGUCUCAAAGGCAACAUAGCCAAUCUGGUAAAUAGCAAUUUCCAAAAACGAAAUUAACAAAUCUUAUGUUGGACCCUGUAACUUUUCAAAUCACCAUAAAACCUAUACUUGAGAGCUACUGUUGUACUCGUGAUACAUUACUCUACACAAAUAUGAGUGUUUUAGAGCAGUAAAAUGUUUUAUACUGAUAAUAUCAUUGGUGAAAUGGCAGUUUAUGUGUAAAAAAUGCAAAAUAACAAAUAUAAACGCUAAUUUUGGACAGGGUUUGUGACUAACUGGCUACUAAAAAAGACUGGACAUACCCCAUUUUAAAUACCGUGGGUUGUCUAUUUUAAAAAUAUAUAUGGUUUGAUGGGGGUAACAUUACAUUGGCCAGCUUCAAAAGUGUCUCAAAUAGGACAUGGGUGCAUGAUGACCAGCUGUAAAAAAUUCCAAGUUGGAAAACUGGAAUGAGCACUCUCCAAAUAAGGUCUUUUAGCUCCCAGAGAACCCGACACACCUAUACAUGGUUGGUAUUACUGUACUCAGGAGAUGUUGCUGAACACAUAUUGGGGUGUUCUUUUUCAGUAACCCUUAAAGUUCUCAGUACAUGUAUUCUUAAACUGCUACGUGUGUCACAAAAAUCACCAAUUGUUUAUUUUUUUUUUAAUUUGGCAUAGAUUGGUGGUAAAAUGGUUGCAUGAAAAGAGUGAAAAUACCCCAAGUUCAAUACCAUAGUUUGUCUUCUUUUACAAAAAAAAUAUAUACAUGUGAAGGGUUAUUCGGGGAUUCCUGACAGAUAUCAGUGUUACAAUGUAACUUGCAUUAAUUUUGAGGAACAAAAUGGUUUUGAAAUAGCAAAGUGCUAUGUACUUAUUGCCCUAUAACUUGCAAAAAAAAAAAAAAGCUAAGAACAUGUUAACAUUGGGUAUUUCUAAACUCAGGACACAAUUUAGAAACUAUUUAGCAUGGGUGUUUUUUUUGGCGGUUGUAGAUGCGUAACAAAUUUUGGGGGUCAAAGUUAGAAAAGGUGUGUUUUUAAAAAACAAUUUCAUCAUAUUUUAUAAUUGGUUUUAUAGUAAAUUAUAUGAUAGGAUAUGAUCAAAAUAAUGACAUCUUUAAAAAGACCAUUUAGUGGCGAGGAAAACAGUAUAUAAUAUGUGUGGGUACAGUAAAUGAGUAAGAGGAAAAUUACAGUUAAACACAAAUACCGCAGAAAUGUAAAAACAGCCCUGGUCCCAAACGGUAAGAAAAUUGAAAAGCGUUCUGGUCACUAAGGGGUUAAGAUGAUUACAAUUAUGAAACCAUGGUCUUUGCCAGCUGCCUGUAAUAUUUUUAUUGAUUCAAUGGCAAAUAUCCAAAGACUCAAAAGCCUUACCUUCCAGUAAGUGACUCACUUUUUCCAAUUUCCCUUUAUUGAAUAAAGCAUGGUGUACAUAUACUUUUAAAUAUAUGUUUACCUCAAUGCAAGGGCACUAUCAAGUCAUCACAUUAAUAAGGGAAUGUGAAGUACCCAGCAAACAUUAAGUUUAAGAACCAUUUGAAGUGAUGUAUUAUUAUGAAGGGAUACCUGUUGAUCAUAAGUAUGUAUCAAGAGGACCUCUGAUUGUCUGAAGUGUUCUAAGUGAACCUGAAACUUGCUCUGAUUGCAUCCCUUUUUAUGCUGUGUAAUCUACUGAGGAAAGUAGUGCAAUGCAUGAUGGGCUACCAUAAAAGUUAAUAGGUAUUCAUCACCUUAUAUCUACAAGCAUCCUCCAACUAUAUGCCGCCAUAGAGCAAAAUAUUUAUUGUAUUCCACAAGUGUUAAGGAAAAUGACCUCCCAGAUUCAUAUAUCUUAACUACACAUAACAGGAGAGACACAGUAUGACUACACCAGUAGAAGCAUUCCCAAUGUGAUGGGUCCUAUAGUCUAUAGUAUGUAGCCAAUGUUGGUCCAUAUGAUGAGGAAAAACAAAUUAAUCAAUCCAUCAAUUACCAGCUCAUUUGGAAUCCUAAAAUACAGUUUAUCAGGGUGGCGGCAGACUCCUCUAAGAGUGCCCAUGAUGCCUUUGCCCUCAGGCAGUCAUUUAUCAGCAUGAACUUUGAGGUUGGCAUCCAUACUGUGGGCUGACUAUUGGAUCAGGCUUAUAUGUUUGAUAAUGAUAGAAUAAAACAAAUUAAACUAAAAAAAGGCCUGUUCUCAUUGCGUUUUUUUUUUUUUUUUGUUCAUUCUACCUUACAUUUAUUUUAGGUUAGUAUAAUUCAAAGGUCCCCUGGGUUGCUGUACUGUAGAGCUUGUUCUCAAUCUUGUUUAUAUUUAGCUCCUGAUCUGAACAAUGUUUUCCUUGGCAGUGCAUCAGAAUGCUAAGACAGUUCAUGAGCAUUUGUACAGUCAUACUUAGCAUCACAAUAAACUAUUACUUCAGUCAAUCAAUACAUGUUUAGUAUACAAGGCCUGUAAGCAUUUAAAUUGUGGAUCAGAUUUAAUAGAUACUGAGAUGGAAAAGAUUCCAUCACCCGUUGCACAAAUUUGUACCAGUUAUUAUUUUUAACACAGACUGCACACCUGCAAAGAAAAUUACUGUUCCUAUGCAUGAGUCUUAUAAAAAAAAAAAACACAUUGUCAAUACAUAAAUUUAAUAGAAUGUUCUCACUUUGAUUCCUUGUAUAUUAUGGUAUUUAGGAUUAAGGAUGGGCCAGCCAACAGAGGGCAGAAAGGAGAGGUGGGCUCAUCUCGUAUAGGGUAAGGCACAUUAAAAAAUGUUGGCAUUUCAGCCUGCAUGCGUGCGUGCAUGACAGACAUGUUGACUGAAAUGCAGUCUGGGUGAUCCUUUUACAGCAGCCCAUGCACUGAGCAUUUCUGAAGCAGUCUAAGCAUGGGAUGUGGUUACUCAGCACUCACACUGCUCUAAUUGUGGACAUGGUGUCACUCAUCUGGGAGGGGAUCCUAAUUUGGGGCCAUCCUACUGGACCUGUGACAUUUAAGAGACAUGCUAUUCUAACAUAGUGUAUCCUGCUUAUACAGUGAGGGGAAAAAGUAUUUGAUCCCCUGCUGAUUUUGAACUUUUGCCCACUGACAAAGAAAUGAUCAGUCUAUAAUUUUAAUGGUAGGUGUAUUUUAACAGAAUAACAAAAAAAAAUGCAUGUCAAAAAAGUUAUAAAUUACCAGAAUCAAAGAAGUAUACUUAAUGGACGAUCUGACAGCAAAGGUUAGGGGAACCAGGAACAAAUUCCAGAAAAUAUAGGAACCGUGGGAGUGUAGCCCGCUGAGCAAUUAGUAAGAUUUGGCUGUCGUUCCCUCCUCCCCCCCUUUCUUCCCCUCCCCCUUGUCCCCCCCUUAUACUGUUCUCUCCCUUUUCUUGGCUUUUCUUGUUCUAUCUAUUCUUUCCUCUUGCUUUUAGUCUUUUCGACCCCCACACUCGAGGGGGUGCUCAGGUAGUAAUAUGGCGAGGGCAUUUAAGUAGACGCUGGCAGACAAAUGGAACCAUGUCCUAGUGUGUCCCAGGACCAAGAUGAGACGCAUAUUGCCCACAAUCUGAAUAUAGACAGACAUCUGACGCAACAUGUAAUGCACUUCGUGGAGGGGAUGGGAGGAGUUUCCCCCUCCCCUCCCUUUUUCCUCUCAAAAAUGCUAAACUAAGUAUAGUAAUACUGAGACCAACUGAGCUGUGCGUAUUGUCUUACAUGUAAUAUAUGGUUACCUUAAUGUUACACAUAAAUUGUGACCGAAUCCAUGACUGAUGUAUAUGAAUAAUGCUUGUCAUCCAAAAAUAAAAAAUGUAAAAAAAAAAAAAAGAUAUAAAUUGAUUUGCAUGUCAGUGAGUGAAAUAAGUAUUUGACCCCUUCGACUUAGUACUUGGUGGCAAAACCCUUGUUGGCAAUCCCAGAGGUCAGAAGUUUCUUGUAGUUGGCCACCAGGUUUGUCCCACUCCUCUUUGCAGAUGCUCUCCAAGUUAUUAAAGGUUUUCAGGCUGACGUUUGGCAACUCGAACCUUCAGCUCCCUCCACAGAUUAUCCAUGGGAUUAAGGUCUGGAGACUGGCUACGCCACUCCAGAACCUUAAUGUGCUUCUUCUUGAGCCACUCUCUUGUUGCCUUGGCUGUGUGUUUUGGGUCAUUGCCAUGCUGGAAUACCCAUCCACAGCCCAUUUUUAAUGACCUGGCUGACGGUAGGAGGUUCUCACCCAAGGUUUGUGGCUACAUGGCCCCGUCCAUUGUCCCUUUGAUGCGGUGCAGUUGUCCUGUCCCCUUAACAGAAAAACACCCCCAAAGCAUAAUGUUUCCACCUCCAUGUUUGACGGUGGGGAUGGUGUUCUUGGGGUCAUGGGCAGCAUUCGUCCUCCUCCAAACAGUUGAGUUGAUGCCAAAGAGCUUGAUUGUGGACUCAUCUGACCACGACACUUUCACUCAGUUCUCCUCUGAAUCAUUCAGAUUAGGGAUGUGCAUGGGAAAAAAAAUGUUUUGGUUCGGAAAUUCAGGUAAGAAAUUUGUUUUGUCUGCAUCGGCAAUUUGAACCAAUGGCAUUCAGUUUGGUUCGGCACUUCAGAAAUUCGGGACUUCAGCAAUUCUAUACUUCGGCAAUUUGGCACUUUGGCAAUUCAGACCCUAACCCUAAUCCCUAACCCGUAUCCUACCCCUACCUGUAACCCCUACCCCUUAAAGCCUAACCCCUAGUUCAGUUCGGCACUUUGGAAAUUCGAACUUCGGACAUUCGUAAGCACCCGAAUGUCUGAAUUUCACGAAAUUCAUCUGAAUGUACAUUCGGAACGAAACAUACACAUGUCUAAUUCAGAUGUUCAUUGGCAAACUUCAGACGGGCCUGUACAUGUUCUUUCUUAAAUAGGGGGGCCUUGCGGGCGCUGCAGGAUUUCAGUCAUCACAGGGUAGUGUGUUACCAAUUGUUUUCUUGGUGACUAUGGUCCCAGCUGCCUUGAGAUCAUUAACAAGAUCCUCCCAUGUAGUUCUGGGCUGAUUCCUCACCAUUCCCAUGAUCAUUGAAACUCCACAAGGUGAUAUCUUGCAUGGAGCACCAGACAGAGGGAAGCAGUUAUUUUGUGUUUCUUCCAUUUGCGAAUAAUCGCACCAACUGUUGUCACCUUCUCACUAAGCUGCUUGGCAAUGGUCUUGUAGCCCAUUCCAGCCUUGUGUAGGUCUACAAUCUUGUCUCUGACAUCCUUGGACAGCUCUUUGGUCUUGGCCAUGGUGGAGCGUUUGGAAUCUGAUUGAUUGGCCUGUGGACAAGUGUCUUUUAUACAGGUAACAAGCCCUUAAAGAGAGUGCCCCUAAUCUCAGCUCGUUACUUGUAUAAAAGACCUGUAUUAAAGACACCUGGGAGCCAGAAAUCUUGCUGAUUAAUAGGGGAUAAAAUAUGUAUUUGACUCAUUGACAUGCAAAUCAAUUUAUAACUUUUUUGACAUGCAUUUUUCUUUAUUUUUUAUUUGUUUGUUAUUCUGUCUCUCACAGUUAAAAUACACCUACCAUUAAAAUUAUAGACUUAUCAUUUCUUUGUCAGUGGACAAACGUUCAAAAUCAGCAGGGGAUCAAAUACCUUUUUCCCUCACUGUAUACCAAUGGCAACUCUACAGAUCCUGUUUCAGAAAAUUUGAAGAGAUUCUAUGUGACAGUAAGGUAUUUAAUUACCAGAUUAUAUUACAACAUAGAUUACACUUUUAGGGUAAUUCAGUAAACACAGGAUCGUUUUAAAAAAAAACAGACCUGAAUCCAGCAGGAUGCAUGUUCGCAAAUUAUCAUUCACAUGCUUUUUUUAAUGGCUGCCCAGUCAUUAUUAUUUUUAUUUUUUUAAUUACAGUCACUGUUUAGUAGAUAUACCCACACCCAUAGCAUGGCCAUUCAGACUUUACUGUUAGUCUUUAACCCAUUAAGACCGUGGGACAUUCUAUGCCGCCCUUAAGAAAGUGGCUCUAAACGCUGCAUCCUAUGUACUUACCAGGUUUCCGGCGAUCCCACGCCGGCGAUCGUGGUAUGGGGACUUACCUGGGAGCCCAGGGAGUCCCCCUCUUUCCUCUUCAGCCCCUCUGGGCCAUGUGAUCACGAGGUCCUUGCGAGGACCUAGCGAUCACAUGGACGGCAUAGCUGUCUAAGGCAUUGCCAGCAGGGGCAGUGCCUGUAAUGACAGGUACUCCCCCUGCUGUCUGAAAUAAAUAAAAUAAAUGUUAAAACAGUGUAAAAUUAAAUAAUAUAUACUUAGAUUAUAUAUAUAUAUAUAUAUAUAUAUAUGCUUAUUAUAUAUAUGAUCUAAGUAUAUAUAUAUAUAUAUAUACAUAUAUACACACAUACACAUAAAUACACUGUCUAAGUGUAUUUUAAUAUUAAUAUAUAUAUAUAUAUAUAUUCAUAUCAAAGUACACGCACAAUGAUAUGGACUAAAUAUAUAUAUAUAUAUAAUUAUCAUUAUUUAUAUAUUUAUACAUAAUAUAAAAUAAACAAAUAUGUAAAUACCUUAAAAAAUAAAAUUUCAAAAAAUAAAAAAUAAAUAUAUAAAAAAUAUACAUGUAUAAUUUCAUUCUAACUGUAUUUUAUUGUUUUGAAACACUAAUAUUUGUGUUCAGCGAAGUCGCCUGAGUAUAACAGUACCCCUCAUGUACAGGUUUUAUGGUGUUUUCAAAAGUUACAGAGUCAAAUAUAAGGCUUGCGUUUCAGUUUUUUCACAUUGAAAUUCGCCAGGUUGGUUAUGUUGCCUUUAAGACCGUACGGUAGCCCAGGAAUGAAAAUUACCCCAAUGAUGGCAUACCAUUUGCAAUAGUAGACAACCCAAGGUAUUGCAAAUGGGGCAUGUUCAGUCUUUUUUAGUAGCCACUUAGUCACAAACACUGACCAAAAUUGGCAAAUUAUUUUUUUGCAUUUUCAAAUAUUAACACUAACUUUGGCCAGUGUUUGUGACCAAGUAGCUACUAAAAAAGAUUGGACAUACCCCAUUUGCAAUACCUUGGGUUGUCUACUUUUGCAAAUGGUAUGUCAUCAUGGGGGUAAUUCUUAUUCCUGGGCUACCAUACGGUCUCAAAGGCAACGUAACCAAUCUGGCGAAUUUCAAUGUGAAAAAACUGAAAAAUGUAACAUGCUAUAUUUGACCCUGUAACUUCCCAAAACACCAUAAAACCUGUACAUGGGGGUACCGUUUUACACAUGAGACAUCGCUGAAUACAAAUAUGUGUAUUUUAUUGCAAUAAGAGCAAACAGUAUUAUGACAUUCACAGUUAGAAUGUCCCAUAGAACUAGAAAAAAAUUAAAAUUCUUAUUUUUCCCUAUUUUUAAAAAUAUUUUAUUCAUAUUAAAUUAUGUUUCAUACACUAAGUAUACCCUUACUGCUACCAUAGGAACUAAGAGGUUAAGUAGCAGACACGUGAUGCUAAUAAAAUGCCCUUGAUUAAUUGAUCAUCAGCAAGUGUGACCGCCUCUAUAAAAGUAGAUGUUUUAGCAGUUUGCUGGUCUGAAACAUUUAGGCUUUUAACACAAUGCCAAGGAUGAAAGACAUCAGCAAUGAUCUUAGAGAAACAGGAGGCUUCCUAUUUGCUUAUCUUUCUUUACUGAAACCUCCAGCAGCAAAGAAACAGUUAACAAUAGAUAAAUAAAAAUCAACUAAUCGGAGAGCAUGACAGUAGUAUGUAUUGUAAUCAAGCUCCUCCCAACUCCUCUUUCUUUGCUGCUUGCCUCCAGGUGAGUCUAUUCUAAUUAUAGUCUCCUACAUUUUGACUUUUAUUCAUUUAUGAUAUAUUUGUCAUCUUAGAUUUUAUUAUAUUAUAUUUGUUUUUCCUUCUACACCUUCAACUAACUACCUAUAAGUACUUGUUAAAUCAUUGUCCAUCCACUUUUACUGUUUGGCAGUUAUACUGAUCCCCUAUCCUCUGAUGUGCUCUGGCACUCUACAUAUUGUGCCUGCUUCCCCUCUGGAACUCCACUGCCGCCAUGCUAGCCUGCUCCCUCUCUGGAGCCCCACUGCCACCGCGCUAGUCAGCGGCUGCAUUUUUACACUCAUUCCAGGCUUAACCCCUGCAGCCAUCACAUUAGACUGUCAGGAGUCCAACCGGCCCAUUCGUAUGCUUCAUUUUGUGAGGCGAAGGCUUUUCCCGCUCUUUUUUGUUUGCGGUGGCCAUCUUACGCUCACGUGGCACUUUCCUGCCUUUUUGCCAUUCGUAAAGUGCAGAAUACUACAGGACGGUUGCAAGCUCUGCCUGCUCCUUGUCUAGCGAUCAGGUAAGUUCUUAUUUCAGAUUUAAUAGUGUAUUUCCUCUACUCCAAUCCAUCACCAUGUAUUAUUAAUACUAUAUAUUUUCUUUAUUGCAGAAGUCUGCCAAACGAACACUAUACAAUUCUGUGGUCAUUUUUACUUAGUAUUAGUAAAUUUGACUGAAAGACCAUCAGCAAUAUGUUUCUGGUCCGCAAGAAGACGGGAGUUUUCCGUCCAGUUAUCUGAGGGACCUGAACCAACACAUCAUGUAUCGGCACUUCAGGAUGGAAGGCAUCCAUCUUCUAUGCAAUCUCCUCUGCAUGGGAGACUGGUUCUCCCGAUUCGAUCUCAAGGACACAUGCCUCACUGCUGGUCGCUCAAAAACAUCGUCCUUUUCUCCAAUUCCAUUGGCUACAAGACAUUUGGCAGUUCACCUGCCUCCCCUUCAGCCUUUGUUCCACCCCUUGGAGUUUCACCAAGUUGAUGAAACUAGUUAUGGCUCUACUCCACUUGCAAGGAAUUCGGUCCAUCAUUUACUUGGACAACAUUCUAAUCAUGGCUAAAGAUCGGCAGACUCUGCGUCACCAAAUGGACAUGACCUCCGCACUACUCCAAAAUCUAGGAUUUAUCAUACAUUUUCCAAACUCCGCUCUAGAACCCUCACAAACAGUGCAAUUUCUUGGAUUUGAGAUAGACUCCAUACAAGCUAUCCUUCAACUACCUUCAUUCAAGAUCAGAGCCAUAAAAAAGGACAUUCGGAAACUAUUGUCCACUCAAGACAUUCACCUACGAGAUCUCGCACACAUGAUCGGUCUCCUCUCAGAUUCCAUACAAGCCAUCUUUCGGGGACCACUGCAUUAUCGAGCAAUGCAACGCUUGAAGACUUUUUACCUACAUCGAUCCACCUCAUAUGACCAAAUAAUUUAUUUAGCAAACAAAGUACGGCUGGAACUUCUUUGGUGGCUCCAUAACAUGGACACCUGGAACGGAAAAGCCAUAUUCAGCUCUCAACCAGAUUUUAUUCAGGAGUCAGAUGCCAGUCUUCUGGGAUGGGGAACAACAUGCUCCGAAAUUUCAACUGGAGGCCUUUGGUCCCCUGCGGCACAAGCACUCCAUAUCAACUGUUUGGAGCUUAUCGCAGGCUCCUUUGUGAUCCGCAGCUUCCGCAAAAGACAUGUACUACGAAUGGACAACAUAUCCGCGGUCCUUUAUGUGAACCACCUCGGGGGAUCCUGUUCCAAACACCUCUCUGACAUCACAAAACAUCACCAUAUCAGUUCUGCCUAUCGAGGAAUCUGUCCAUUCAUGUAGAAUACCUACCAGGUCCCGACAAUCUAGUCGCUGGUUCUCCAGAAGUUGGAGGGAUCCAAGUGACUGGCAAUUGAAUCCACAGAUCUUCCACAGCAUUCAUCUAUUACGUGGACCACUCAACAUGGAUCUCUUCGCGUCUCAUCUGAAUCAUCAGACGGUCACCUACUUCAGUUGGCUACCAGAUCCACUCUCCCUGGCGGUAGAUGCAUUUCUCCAAAUCUGGCCGAUGACGGGGGCGUAUGCUUCCCCCCCUUCUCCAUGAUCUCAUGUACUCUCCAACCUUCUAUGAGUUCAGGGUGUCCAGAUAGUUCUAAUAAUGCCAUUAUGGCAAGCACAGUUAUGGUUCCCAACCCUCCUGGAGAUAGAAACAUAGAAACAUAGAAUGUGAUGGCAGAUAAGAACCAUUCGGCCCAUCUAGUCUGCCCAAUUUUCAAAAUACUUUCAUUAGUCCCUAGCCUUAUCUUAUAGUUAGGAUAGCCUUAUGCCUAUUCCACGCAUGCUUAAACUCCUUUACUGUGUUAACCUCUACCACUUCAGCUGGAAGGCUAUUCCAUGCAUCUACUACCCUCUCAGUAAAGUAAUACUUCCUGAUAUUAUUUUUAAACCUUUGUCCCUCUAAUUUAAGACUAUGUCCUCUUGUUGUGGUAGUUUUUCUUCUUUUAAAUAUAGUCUCCUCCUUUACUGUGUUGAUUCCCUUUAUAUAUUUAAAUGUUUCUAUCAUAUCCCCCCGUCUCGUAUUUCCUCCAAGCUAUACAUGUUAAGAUCCUUUAACCUAAGAUGUCAGUAGACCUCCCUCUGCUGUUGCCUCAUUGUCAGGAUCUACUCCAAAAUCCAGCAGGAGAAUUUCAUCCACUCGCUCUUCAGGGUCAUCUACGGCUCAUAGCCUGUACCAUUUCAGGGGAUCCUGCCAUGUGACAGGACUUUCGAACACAGCUCAAUCACUCUUAUGGGACUCGACAAGCCUACAUCUCCGCUUGGCAGAUUUGGGUCCGCUGGUGUGUUGGAAGGAACACUGAUCCAGUUUCAGCAUCUCUCACACACAUUUUGAAUGUCCUCUCAUCCCUGUAUGAUCAAGGCAAAUCCAAAUCUGAGCUUUCGAUUUCCACUCAGUUGCUUUUGCCCCGGACGGAUUUGGACUAAAGUUAGUUCGUCAUCGGUUUUCUAUCCCAAUUUUCCGGAAAGACCUUCACUCUGCUUGGCUCAAUACGUUCACCAAUACAUCUCUCUUACGGCUCCACUCAGAGCACCCUCGGGUCCUCUAUUCAUGUCAUAUGUCUGACCUCAUAAACCAGUCUCCUGCCUGACUAUUGCCCAUUGGAUUAGGUGGCUACUCACUCUAGCAGGGAUUGACCCCGCUUUUGGUGCUCAUUCAGUCCGAGGUGCGGCUGCAUCUUCUGGCUUGGGCGCAAGAGGUUCUCUGACCGACAUCUUAUCCUCAGCAGAUUGGUCUAGGGAAGCUACUUUCCGGACCUUCCAUUUCAGACCUGUGUCCCAUGCUUCUCUAUCUAUGAUUUAUCAGAUUUAAAACAGCAAAUAUGAAGUCUCCUGUCUUGCCAUAAAAUUAGGGAUUAUUCUGGUUUAGUGACCGAAUAAUCUAAAUUUUAUUAAAGACAGGAGGCGAAUAUUUUCCCUCCCUUCUGCUCUUCCCACCCUAAGCUAUUUGUUUCUAAACCACUUUAACACAUUUGUUUACAGAUUUCUAUUUGUCCUGUUGCAUUUUAAGCCAUUUAUGACACAAGACCUUAUAUUGUUACCUAUAGCCAACCUUGCCUGUUUAACUCUAUUUGGUUUAAUUAGAGUACUAAUACAUUAGUCUUACCUAUUUAAAUCUAUUUUGAUUUCUUCGUAUAUUAGUACAUUAGCUAUGUUUUACUAACAUAGGCGUUAGCUCUAUCAGGAUUUUAUAUCUAACCUACGAACUAGGACAUUGUAUUGUUUUUUUCUUGUACCAAUAAACCAUACUUUUACAAUGUCUCUUUCCAGUGUGAAAAUCCAUCCACUUUAUUACAUGGAUCUCUCUUCGGUUCAUAGUUUACCUGGUUGACUAUUUGACUGCAUUUACCUGUUGUUUCCUGUUAUAAUUUCAUGGUUGACUCUACUGCGAUUCAGAAGCAUCAAGAAAGAGGAGUUGGGAGGAGCCUGAUUACAAUACAUACUACUGUCAUGCUCUCUGAUUGGUUGAUUUUUAUUUAUCUAUUGUUAACUGUUUCUUUGCUGCUGGAGGUUUCAGUAAAGAAAGAUAAGCAAUUAUUCGCCUCCUGUCUUUAAUAAAAUUUAGAUUAUUUGGUCACUAAACUAGAAUAAUCCUUAACUGUUGCAGUCCAUCAAUCUGGAAAUGGUUAUAAGGCAUUUCCAAACCAUUUACAGUACAUCAUUCUUGUGGCAAACCCUGUUCUAUUACAUAAACUUUGUUCCGAAAAGAGCUGUUCCCGGUCCCCCUGGUUUGGUACCUUCUUUUCUCAUGAACGUAUUACCGAAAGCCCCUUUCUGCCAUUCAUAAACUAAUGAACAGCCUACAGCAGUACUUAACCACAAACGCUAUGAAACUAAACUCAAUUAUAUGACUUUGCGGCUCCCGAUAAUCUUGACCCAGUGGGAUGAUCCCCUUGCUGACCUCACAGGAGAGCGUUAUUUGGAGGGAGGGUACUACAGACUUAUAGGAACAAUCACUUCCUGAGAUCCAGAGGGAGCCCCCUUCCAUUUAACCGCAGGAGCUCCCGCUAUUUGACCGGCCCCAGAUACAAUUUAGCUGGAUCUAUUUUGGGCUUAGUUCUCGUGUGAGGCUGGUCAAAACUUUACCCUGGUGGUAAAUGAAUAAUUCUUCAUUGAUCCAGACGCUAUUUUGCCAACUUGGGUGCCUGAAUGAGAGCUAUCUGGGGAUGUAUGAUAUGUGGGGUUCCUGUGUGUUUUUAUUGUAUUUUGGGUCUGUUUUUGUGUUAGGUACUUUGUAUCUGGGAGAUAAUUAGUUUAGCGGUCAGCAACUCAGUUAUCUCCCAGACACAGAGGCACCUGGGCGGGCACUUAUGCACACCUUGGAGACCCUGUGUAUGGGAUUUGUGAAUAAAAGAUCAAUCCUGUUGAAUAAAAACCAGUUGUACUCCCAGUGUGUCAUCGUCCAGUUACUGGAGGAAAGGACUAUAUCCACUAAACAGCGCUUUGUUCCAGCUCGAGAGAAUUUCGGCUGAGAUAUUCAGUCUCAGGAUUGCAGCCCUGCUACAAUUCUACAGUGAGAAAGAUUGUUCAAAAGUGGAAAACAUUCAAGACAGCUGCCACUCUUCACAGGAGUGGACAUCCCAGCAAAUUCAGACCAUGCAAUGCUCAGAGAAAUUGUAAAAAAAUGAAGCGUUAUAUCUCAAACUCUACAGGCCUCAGCAAGUUAAAUAUUAAAGUUCAGAAUCAUGAAAGUACAAUUAUAAAACGACUGAACAAGUGUUGCCAGUAGAGAGCCUCUUCUCUCUAUAAAGAACUAUCUAAGUGGUCCAAACUGUGACAUCCCAGAGUCGUCCCGAUGCCUGACGCCACAUGAUGAAAAGUACCCCAUGUGUUCCCAGGCGAGCGCUGCAGAUGCAAACAGCCGUACCUCACCACCACGAGUCUCUGUGAUCCCAGCGUGUCCUGCCUAUACCAAAAAACCUCCUGCUUUAGCAUCAGGGCGCACAAUAUUCGGGGACCACCAAUGCGAGUGCCGGCUAGAUCAGAUCACCUACCUCUUGUUGAUUGAACUGAACUAUCUGAGUGAUUUGGCAAAUGCCUGUGAUAUAGAGGUGCUCUUUGAUGUAGCAGCUUUCACACAAAAAUAGGAACUCUCUAAUCCUAUUACAAUAUUGUACAAAAGAAAACACUAUUUUAACAAACAAGUGUCAAAUUAGUGAAAGUGUGUAGCGCUGAAGGUGAAUUACUUACUCCCAAAAUGGUAUAGGGCUCUAAUCACUUGCGCCGUUGUGCAUUUGAGGUGGCACACACCCUAUGAAUCCACGUAUAGGAUAUUCCUCAGAGACAUGUAAACAGAAAAAGGAGGGAAGAGAGACAGGCAAACUUGCCCUGGUGCAGAAAUCCUUAAUCAAAUAUGGUAUAAUACAAAGGUAUACAGGUUGCUUCUCACCUUAAAAAGAGCCUGUCACUUGGCUCUACGUAUAUGAGUGUAUGAGUCCUGUUCUAGGGUGACUCUGCUCUUCUUGUAUCAGGAUAAAUGGUCCACCAGAUGGUAUGUUCUGAUUAAAAAAUUAUAUUUAUUCUAUCCAAAAAUCUUUUAAAAUAUCAAAUAUAAUACAUACGCAGUGGUGGUGUGUCCAAAACGCAUUUCGUCGAUUCCGUUCGGCUUUCUCAAUUGUUGCUGUGCAUAUUAUGCUUGUUUAUGUCCAUUCUUGAUUGUCUAUGCAUUCUAUACGACAUCUGUAUGUUCAGAGUUUUGUCUCAAUAAAACAAAGAAUGAAGAAAAAGAGAAAUGUGCAUAAACAAAUACCAGCAAACCUCAAUGUACUGAAGCAAUGUUGUAAAGAGGAGUGGGCCAAAAUUCCUCCACAACAAUGUGAGAGACCAAUAAAGUCAUGGAGAAAAUUAUUUCUUCAAGCUUUUGCUGCUAAAGGUGGUUCUACAAGCUGUUGAAUCAUAAGAUGUACUUAGUUUCUCAUAUUUGUGUUAAAUAAAUCAUGACACAGUGUAAUAUUGUAAUGUCAUGUGUUGUUGUUCAUCUGAGGUUGUAUUUACCUAAUAUUAAUGGAAUACUCUAGGCACUAAAACAACUUCAUCUACAUAAAUUCAUGUGACCAAACUACCCCUUUAAGACCUGCUAAAGAACAAAUGAUUGUUAUUAGGUCCUGAUAUGUAAAAAUAUAGAAUUUAAAGAGGGUAUACUUUUUUUCCCCAUAACUGUAUCUGCACAUCCUUAUCAUCCUCCCUGAGCCUUUAAUUUGCCUAGUGUUAGCAAAGAAAAGCCUAGUGUUACCUUCUGAUUCUGUUACCUUGCUAGAUUUCCAUUUUUUCACCUUUCUAUAAUGAACUUUACACCUUUUUUCAAGUGGUUGAAAUUAUACAAAAUGUUACUAUGAUGACAGCUAUGGGAUCCCAAAGCAUAAAUGUGAUUCUUGGGGGAUAUGAAAUACGCAUAUAAUAAGGGCCAUUCCAUUAACCUUUCUUCUUCCUGUUAAUGAAUCCUUUGAGGAUCAAAUGGCACAUUAUUUGGAUCUGGGCAGUGAAAAGGGAAUAGUGCUCGGUAUAAAUGUAUUGAGAGGCAGUGGGAAAUAAGAAUUUGAUAUAACAACACAAUAUAGGUCUCCUGGAAAAAGUAACUAAAUAACUAGACAUAUCCGGUAUUAUUGAUGAAAUUAAACUACAACAGAAUAAGAAGAGGAAUUCAAGGAAAGAUUAUAGGAGGAGGCUGUUCUCUGUAGUCCAUGGAAGGACUGAUGGAGGGAUGUCCUGCAAGGAAGAUAUUGUUCUUUCUAGUGAUUUGGGGAGCGUUUCUUUAUGGUAAGUUGAUAUACAUAUAUGUCGCAAGAGGACUGUAUCAUCCUAAUAUACAAACAUAGGCAUGGUUUUUUACUAAAGCAACAAUUGCUGGAAUACAAAGUGAAUUUUAAAAUUUACAUCAAAAUAGCCAAAUUAGAAAAACUCUCCAAAUCAAUUCUGUUUAGAGUUUGGCUAGACUGGCUUUACAUUUAAAAUUCACUUCUAAUUCCCAGAAAUUCUCACUUUAGUGAAUAGUAUAUCCUUUUUCAUCCUAAACAUUGAAAUUGAGCAUUGAGUGACUUUAAAUUUUAAAUUCUGAGUUUAGGAAGAACCUUAUGAAUCACUUGACAGUAACACCAGGUGUCGUUUAUGUAGGUCAUAUGUUUGUGAGAGAUCCCUGUGUUUGGCUCUUCCUCUAGCAAUGUGAGUGUUGACAUUUCUAGUAUACAUAUGUAUAUACAUAUGUACAUAUGUAUAUCUGAACUUGAUAUGAUGCCCCAUUAAUUUAACUGGUAUGUAUAUAUGAACUAUUUUAAUAGAAUGGAUUUACUUUACUGAGAUUCAUUGUGAUCCUCCUCAAGUGUUACACCAAUUUUUGGUUUUCCCUCAAGAGUGAGGAGCCGAUUAAGGCAUGGAGCCUGGAAUAGUAUGCUUACAUUAUAGACUAAGAGCAAUGAUAUGAAAACAAUACAGAUAUAAUCGGUUAAGUAACUAAUUGGCCCUCUGCCUUUGAUAUCCCUAACCAAGGACUUAAAGGAUCACUAUAGUGUCAGGAAAAAAACUAGUUUUCCUUACACUAUAUAAAAUUGAUGCCCCCCCACCCACCCUCGUGGCCCCCCUCCCGCUGGGCUGAAGGGGUUAAAACCCCUUCAGCCACUUACCUUUAUCCAGCACCGGGCUCCUUCGGCGCUAGUGACCUCUCCUCCCCCUCCGACUUAAGCUCCCAAGUGGAGCCGAAUGCGCAUGCGUGGCCACAGCUGCGCGCGCAUUCAAAACGCCCAUAGGCAAGCAUUUCUCAAUGCUUUCCUAUGGACGUUCUGCAUACUCAAUGCGAUUUUCGCAUUGAGCGUUGCAGAAGCACCUCUAGAGGCUGGAUUAAUCCUAUAAUGUAAACAUAGCAGUUUCUCUGAAACUGCUAUGUUUACAUUUGAAGGUUUAAAACCUAGGGGACCUGGCACCCAGACCACUUCAUUGAGCUAAAGUGGUCUGGGUGACUAUAGUGUUCCUUUAAGCUUGUUGAAGUGCUUUAGGGGGUUAACAAUACCAAUUUGUGAAAGUGCCUAAUUCAAGAGAAAGUGGCAGUAGUUUUAAAUGAUGGACCCAUUACUGAGCACACUGGUGUCAAUGCAAAGAAGUUAUUUUGUUGAGCUAAAUGUGCUGGACCAAUGUGUGAUAUCAGUUUGUGAUAAACGGUAUAAUGUAGCUUGUAACACCAAUUGAGCAUGUAAGGGGUUAAAGGGACACUAAAGGCACCCAGACCCCUUCAUAUCAAUGAUGUGCUCUGGAUGCAGUGGCCCUGUUGUUUUAACCAUGCAGUGUAAAACACUGUCAGUUUUUAGAAACAGUAAUUUUUUCAUUACAGGCUUAAACACCUCUAGCGGUUGUCUCCCUGACAGCCAUCACAGGCGUUUCUACUGUAAUAACCGAGACUGACUUGUUUAUUCAAUGAAAUGCUUCUCAUAGAAAGCAUUUGAGUGGCGCAACACAUCCUCUAUUGCAUUGAUGAAUUCAGCUAGCAGCAUGGAGUGUUAAAAUGUGCGUAAAAAUGCAUAUUUUUUGCACACAGGUAGGGAUGGGGCGGCCAUUACCUAAAUAGUUAGUAGGACAUUGUAGCAUUUGGAAUACAUGUAUUAUUUCCAACGCUAUAGUGUUCCUUUAAUCCUGCCGGAAUGUUACGCUCUAAAAUGUGUUUGAAUUUUAGUUUUGUGCUGCUCUGGUACCAUGGGGCUGGGUGUAAUUUAAUUAAAAUAGGCCAUUGUUCUUAGUUUCCCAAGUCCUGUUACUGUUUGUUGUUUUUACCUCCCCUUGUGUUUUCCUAUGUAAACUCAUACACGCUCCAAUAAAAAUAUAGAUUGCUCUUCCCUUCACUAAGUCUUGCCUGGUGUUUGGAAAGAGAUAUAAAAGCUAUUUAACGUUUCCUCACCUGACUUACUGAGGGUUGUUGGAGUAGGAAGAACAAACACUGUAGCAGGUUCAGCUCUGGUACUCAAGCCUGAGACCUGUCCCUGUGCCCCCAUGCCCCCCUGUUCCCAUUAGUUAUAUAACAUUAUACAUUAAAGGGUUACUCCAAGGACAGCUUCAGUAAUUUGAAGUUGUCAUGGUGCUUGGAAUCUGUAAGUACAGCAUUUCAGUAUAAGAAACUGCACAUACAUAGGGCUGGUCUGGGUAUAAAAAGCAGGCUGCAUUUUGCCAGUAUACUGCGCUGAUAUAUAGAGGCGGGGGGGUGAGGGGAGGGGGAACAACCUUGAAAGUGAAAAUUAUUUCCUCUACGUUAAGAGGCAUACUAAUUGCACUUCAAAAUAAAAUAAUAAAAAACUUUUUUUAAUCUAACAUGUAACAGGAUGCAGUUAACAUUUUAGCUGCAUUAGCUUGAUAUUUUGUAACUCUGGUAAUAAGAUUAAAAUUUACAGUUUUGCUGCAAGGUUAUUUUUUUUAAAUUCUGUUUAUAGUGAAGUCCUUGUGGAUUAUAUUAUUGGGCCAGAGUUUUACUUCAGGGUAACAAAGACUGGAAAAUGUUUGUGAAUCAAGGCUAAAGCAUCCAAGUCAUGAUGAUCACCUGUUUACGGAGGAAUCCCUUUUUACAUUUUAUAUAUUUGUAUAUGAUUUAUGAGUGUAUUAUAAGUCAGAGGCGGAACUACUGAGUCAGAGGCGGAACUACCGCUGAGUCAGAGGCGGAACUACCGCGGUCGCAGGGGUUGCAGCUGCGAUUGGGCUCAUCUGCGAGGUAAAACCGACAGGGCCACGCGGCGGGGGCGGUCAGCGCUGUGGGCCUUAACAGAGCGACCAGGCCCCAUGAGAUGACAUUAGAACUGGGAGGAAGUGUAUGCCACGGUCACUCCUCCCAGCUUACACCGGGAGCUGCGGGGGAGGAAGAGGAGGGAGUCAGAGUGGGAACUGUGACUCCCAUCAGGUUGAGCCACUGGACCCCCUUCUGCACCUAAAAGGGUGACUAAAACAUUUUGUAUAUGUGUGUGUUUGUUUGUAUGUAUGUGUGUGUUUGUGUAUGUGUGUCUAUAUGAAUGUUGCUCUGUAUGUGUGUAUGUAUGUGUGUUUGUAUGUGUAUGUAUGUAUAUGUGUGUGUAUGUCUGUCUGUGUGUGUGUGUGUAUGUCUGUCUGUAUCUAUAUAUGUGUGUGUGAGUUUGUAUAUGUGUGUGUGUGUAUGUAUGUAUGUAUGCGUAUGUAUGUGUGUUUGUAUGUGUGAGUGUCUGUCUGUGUGUCUGUAUGUAUGUGUUUGUAUGUCUGUGUGUGUGUGUGUGUAUGAAUGUAUGUAUGUGUGUGUGUAUGUCUGCCUGUGUGUAUUUGUAUGUAUGUAUGUGUGUCUGUAUAUGUGUGUCUGUGUGGGUGUUUGUAUGUGUCUGUAUGUAUGUGUGUGUAUGUGUCUGCAUGUAUGUAUGUGUGUGUCUGUCUGUAUGUGUGUGUCUGUCUGUAUGUGUGUGUCUGUGUGUGUCUCUGUAUAUGUGUGUGUCUGCAUGUGAAUCUGUUUGUCUGCAUGUGUGGGGUGGCAACGUAUGGGAGAGGGUAGACAUAUGGGGAUUGGUGGGGGGUAGACGUAUGGGGGGGGCCAGGGCAGUUUUUGCACCGGUGUCCUGUCGUUUCUAAUUACCGUAUUUUUCGCUCCAUAAGACGCACCUCACCAUAAGACGCACCUAGUUUUUAGAGGAGGAAACCCAGAAAAAAAAAUAUUCUGAACAAACUGUUCCAUAGUGUUUCUUACCAUGGGACAGUUUGUUCAGAAUAUUUUUUUUUCUCCCCUGUCCCAUAAUGAUCUUUAACCCCCCUUUCCUCUGUCCCAUAGUGAUUGUUUCCUCUGUCCCAUAGUGAUUGUUAACCCCUCCUACCCUGUCCCAUAGUGAUUGUUAACCCCUCCUACCCUGUCCCAUAGUGUUCUUUAACCCCUCCUCCCCUUGUCCAUUAGUGUUCUGAUCCCAUAGUGUCCCCCCUCCCAUUGUCCCAUAGUGCACUUUCCCUCCCAUAGUGUCCCCCCCUGCCCUUGUCCCAUAGUGUCUCCCCCUCCCCUUGUCCCAUAGUGUCUCCCCCUCCCCUUGUCCCAUAGUGUCUCCCCUCCCUUUCUCCCAUAGUGUCCCCCUCCCCUUGUCCCAUAGUGUCUCCUCCCCUCCCCUUGUCCCAUAGUGUCUCCUCCCCUCCCCUUGUCCCAUAUAGUGUCUCUCCCUUGUCCCAUGGUGGUCCCCUUGUCCCCUCCUCUCCCCAUAGUGUCUCUCCCUUUCUCCCAUAGUGUCCCCUCCCCUUGUCCCCCUCCCUUGUCCCAGUGUCUCCCCCCUUUCUCCCAUAGUGUCCCCCUCCCCUUGUCCCAUAGUGUCUCCUCCUCCCCUUGUCUCAUAGUGUCCCCUUGUCCCAUAGUGUCUCCCCUCCUUUCUCCCAUAGUGUCCCCUCCCCCCAUGUGUCUCCCCUUGUCCCAUAGUGUCUCCACCCCUUCCCUUGUCCCAUAGUGUCUCCCCCUCCUCCCCUUGUCCCAUAGUGUCUCCCCCUCCUCCCCUUGUCCCAUAGUGUCUCCUCCCCUCCCCUUGUCCCAUAGUGUCUCCUCCCCUUGUCCCAUAGUGUCUCCCCCUCCCCUUGUCCCAUAAUUACUUACCUGUCUUGGAGCGUGGGCCGGCUUCACAGCGCGCUCCGCGGUCCAGGAACUUCUAUUUUAGGUUCCGGUUUCCGGCGGGACUGAAAGGAAGUGUGCACACUGUGCACUUAUUUUCAGUCCUGCCGGAAACCGGAACCUGAAAUAGAAGUUCCUGGACCGCGGAGCGCCCUGUGAAGCCGGCCCACGCUCCAAGACAGGUAAGUAAUUCUUCACAUUCGCUCCAUAAGACGCACAGACAUUUCCCCUCACUUUUGAGGGGAAAAAAAGUGCGUCUUAUGGAGCGAAAAAUACGGUACGCCUCUGAGCCGAGUUAUGUUAGUGGUGCACAAGUCAGUUGUAGUGUGCCGAAAUCGACAUUCGGGUAGGCCUGUAAAAAGAGGGCAAAUAGUUAAUAGCUUGAUAGUGUAUACAUUAAGCAAUCAGUAUUUUACAUUUUAUCAGAAUUUAUAACCAUACCUGAAAGAGAAAAUUUGUUAGUGAGGGAUACUCUAUAAAACCAAGAUACUGGCUGACCUAUGUUAUGCCAGGUUGCGGAACAAUGAAGCUAAAUUGGUGACUUGGGAACCUAACUAGUUGCCAAGUGGCGAUUAGAGGCUCUACCUAGGAUUUGGCCCGUUGGGUUUGCCAAAAAGUGUUGUGGCGGGGUGUUGGCCUCUCGGUGAGGACUAAAGAGAUUUAAAAUAAAUUGGCCAUGACAGGUGAGGCCCUAACUGCUUUUGCCAAGAGGACAGAGAUGCAAGGCAGUAACUAUGAUUUGGCCUGGGGGCAAAUACCUCCGUAGUUGAGGAUGGGAGUUGGCCUCGCGGGACAGCUAUUUAAUGGCACAAGAAGCCAAAAACUACUUAUGGCCACUUAGGCUACUCUAACAGCCAGACCAAGCUAAUGAUAAGUUCUGUAGAGCAAGUGGUUGUUGUAAGAAGGGAGGUAGUAUCGUAAAGCGAGUCACUUGCGUGGUGACUUGAAAAACGUAAAUGCAAAACAAUAAAUGUGGCAUGAGUAGACAUACACCUAGCAGAUGAAUGAAAGCUAUGCUGGAAAUUGAUGCUAAAAAUAGGUGAAUAGAAAGUGGAGGGCAAAAGAAAAUGUUUACAGAGAUACAAAACUGAAAUCCCACCUGAAAGUGUGACACCAAAGAACCUAGUGUUCAUAAUUCAGAACUACAACACCAAUGGAAAUGCAACAGAGAGUUUGCAGGUAAGUUAGGUAAAGCAAGUGCAAUGGGCUCAGAACACAAAAUACUCUAUUAAUAUAUGUUACCAAACUAACCAACGGAAAUUCAAUAGUGUAAUACAUGACUCAGUUGACCAUACAUGCAAAAAUACCCACAGAUAUGCAACAGUCAGUAUGAAGUAUUUAUAUAUAUAUAUAUAUAUAUAUAUAUAUAUAUAUCAAAAGUACAAUGCAGAUGCCUAAAAUACUUAAAGGACCACUCUAGGCACCCAGAACACUUCAGCUUAAUGAAGUGGUCUGGGUGCCAGGUCCUUCUAGGGUUAACCCAUUCUUUUAUAAACAUAGCAGUUUCAGAGAAACUGCUAUGUUUAUGAAUGGGUUAAGCCUUCCCCCAAAGCCUCUAGCGGCUGUCUCUAGCGGCAUUCAGCCGACGGGGAGGAUCGGAGGAGGAGAGCAGGAGGAGAGCUCCCCGCCCAGCGCUGGAAAAAGGUAAGUUUUUACCCCUUUCCCCCUUCCAGAGCCGGGAGGGGGGGGGACCCUGAGGGUGGGGGCACCCUCAGGGCACUAUAGUGCCAGGAAAACGAGUAUGUUUUCCUGGCACUAUAGUGGUCCUUUAAGCUUGUAUACAGACACUAAGCUACAGCAGAAUAUAAACAUUUCUUUAUUACCAGAUCUUAGAGUGGCCGGGCUUAAUGUAUGAAUAUUCAGAGAUAUAGCUGAUAUCCAGGGUAGAAGAAAGCAGAGUAAACGUUAGGCAAUAUUAGGGACAGACGCAAGGCAAGCAAGUUGCUGAUGUGUCAUUAGAGCAUUUGUUCAUGCAUGACAAAUUCAUUGGAGCUCUGGGGUCUGCCAUUCGUACUUAGGAACAAAUGCAUAUAAACAGACGCAUACGAGCAAUGUGAGGCAUCCAAAGCAAUGUCACAGCAGUAAGUUUUAAUUAAACUUUGAUAUUUAAAAUCACACGGACACUUUCAGUGACACAUGCAAAACCUCACUGACACACAAACCAUAAAUACUUAGACACAUCAUGACACACAAUCUGGCACAGACAUACACUGAUUCACAAUUCCACCCAUUAACCCACAUUACACUGACACAUGCAGUCAAUUAAACACACACAUACACUGACACACACACAGCCACUGCCACGUACACGACCCACAAACACAGAAACAUUUAUUGACACAAGCUUACUGACACUCAAACACACACACAGACAUAUACUGCCUUUACCAACAGCUGCACGGAUGCUUUCCUAGGCCUGAAAUGGAUCUUCAUAUGAGCCCCAUCACUCCCUCUCAAUGCAUAUAGUCUCAGCCGCCAUGGUCUGAUGUCAUGUACCUCGGCAGCCUUAGCUCUGUGCAUCAUGAGAAACUAGCUGCUGUCGCUCCUCACAAAUCUGACCAAUAGUGAGAACACUUGGGGGAAAAAGAUGGUUCAGUCAUACUGGACUUUUACAUCAAGAGAGUUUAGUACUUCUCAGAACAAAAAGAGGAUAUAAAUGGAUCUGAGCAAACAUCAGUCCUAGUGCACUCUAUGUUAUGUUUCAUUUUUUCAUAUUUUUUUUAUUUAUCUUAAUACAUAUGUUUCAGUAAAUCUACUCAGAAGUUGAUGCUGCUAAUCUUACAUAAAAUAGGUUUAGGGAUUUCUGACAUUGAUUCAUUUUUAAUUAACUAUUUCCUCCAUCAAUUCCCCCAGGGAGCAGUGAGCUGCAGUGUACAGGCUCUGAGACCGGGCCCUCAGAAGAAUCCCUAAUGGCUGUUUUUGAAAAAAAAGCUCUUCGUCCAACACUGAACUACAGUCGUCCAACAAGUGUGAACAUCUCUUUCACACUCUAUGCUGUUUUAGGAGUGGUGAGGAAUAUGGUUGAUAGGGUGUGUCUGAGUUGACCUGAAUGUCUUAAAGAGAUACUCCUUGCACUAGGAUUGCUGGAUGAACCGCCCUGUUUGUCUCCCUUCAAUUUAAUGUAUAGUUCAGCAACAAAUGUUCUAUGACCAGGGGCUUUUUUAGACUUUAGCAAAACUAAUACACUGUUUGCCAGGGUGAUUUAUUAAAGUGAGAACUAUUGAAUAUUCAAAGAGAAUUUCAGAUUUUAGCCAUAGAAGCUGAAUUCCAAUGUAAAUGGCCUUAAAUGUAAAUCCACCCUGUAAAUGUAAAAUCUUACAUUUUCACAAACCUUUGCAAAAAACUGCCACUAUGUCGAACUCAUAUUUUAUGUAACAAGUAAACACAUAAUGUUGUCAGUUUAUUCUGACACUUAUUAUUCAUUUAUAGUAAAAAGAGACAGUUUUUACCUGUAUAAUUAAGUUAUUGAUUAUACCAGAGCGUUAUUUAUGAAACUAAAAAGCAGGUAUAUAAAUAGAGCAAUCGACUUACUGUGAAAUUUACACUGGAUCUUAUAUACACAUGGCAUUUAUUGCUAUUCCUUCUGUUACACUUAUUUUGAUUGCCCUUUUAGUAAAAAAAAAUUGAAAAAAAAUACAAAGUGGAAAUCACAAUUUGAGCUUAAGAACUUUCAACUUGCAAAGAUAUUGGUGGGAAAAGGGCUUAUUAUUGUGCGUUUUAAAGACAUAAAGACACCAGUUUGUGAGUCUUUCCAUUUAAUAUCUGUAAUAAUGGCUUUUCCUUUCUAGAAUGAGAAAAGUCAGAUUCUGACGACAUUUCUAUGGCUGCGUUUGGUGAGUUACAAAGUCAGCCCUGUGAAUCAAACUCUAGAAUAGAUCCUAAAACCUAUCAAAGCCUUCUGCAAAUUUGUUGAAGACAACUAUUAAUAGUGAAAGAAAGUUAAAAGCCUGUAACUGAUAUCUAAUUAAAAACAUUUCUUACUUAAAUAUUCAAAAAAAGACUAAUGGAACUAAGACCACAAAACUGUGGCAUUUGGCGGUUAGAAAGUAUUCGAGCCAGAAAAUGAUCUAGAUGCCAGUAAUGAGUCUGUCUCCAGGAAACUAUGAAUCAUAUCUUUAAAAGCUGUGUUUUAUGCUUAAAGAAACAAUACACAUCUUCCAAGACUAUAUACCACAUUGUGAUUUUUCAGGAAUUCAAAGCAAAUUUUAAGUGUGAAAACAUGAUAUAUUGGUUUUAAUAUAUAUAUAUAUAGUGAAGUGCUUACAAUUAAUAAUCAGGGUAAUAAAGCUUACCCUCCUAUUAUAGAGAUAAAAUGGGGGGAUAUACAUCGAUGGACAAUAUGAAAAGCACAAAUACAGAGAGAAAUACAGUGCAGAUGGUACUGAAUGUGUUUAAGUAAUGUGAACAGUAAUUAGAAUCACUCACAUGGGCAUGAGCCUGACAAUGCUGGCUCAGUAGAUUGCACCUUUAUGUUCUUUUAGGCAGAUUCACAACGCCGUUUGAUGAGAAAGUUGUUCUCCAAAUAUUAAAAGAAAAGAAACAAUUAAUAGUGUAGCUUGUAUGGGGCUUAUUCACUUCACAACUACUGUAUCUGCUGGGAUAUGCACCAAUAUGGCAGUUUAUAUAUAUAUAUAUAAAUAUAUAAAAUUAUUCUUAUUUCUUUUUAACUUUACAAUUAAAAAGCCACAAAAUAAACAUAGGAAGGAUGUUAGGUUUUAGGGUAGGUGCAAAGUAAAGUCAAAUUAGUUUAGGAAUACCGAAGAUUUAGGGUUAGGGGGCAACUUCUAAAUGCUGUACACUGUAACCCCUUUUAUUCUCAGCCAGACAGAUUAUUUAAUUCUAUUAUAAUUACAUGGGUAAGACUUUCUAGCUUAGACAAACAUAACCUUCUCAUACUGCCCUAUUCUUUUGUAUAAACGUUUGGAAUUUCGGUGAUUAGUUUUGGCAGAACGAGCUUCUAACCUGGAUUCCGGAUAAAUGUGGAUCAGUAGAGAAGAUUUCGCUGCCAGUGGAAAACAUGUGGUCCCCGGAUAUUAUUGUCUAUGAAUUGUAAGUGGUAAAUGCAAAUUUACAAGCAUGAACAUCUUUCUUGUGUAUAUUUAUAAAUGGACAGGGAGUAAUAACUUGACAGCCUGUUAGAAGGCUACAGGGUGUGUAAGCUCUAUUGAUCCAGAAGUAAUCUGUGAUACUUAGAAGAAAAAAAAGAAAGAAAAUUAAAUAUCACCAUGUCACUGGGUAUAAUAUGGUGUGAACAUUGUAGUGAACUAUUUACCAUAUAGAACCAUGACGUAUACACCUUUUUUAACACAAAUACAUACAUUGUGUACUUAAUAAAUCUGUUAUUUCACAAGCCAAGUCAAUAUCCAAUAUAUGAGACAGCAAAGAUAUACCCCAUGAAAAAAUUGAUUAUAUUAUUUUUCUAAUAAAACAUAAUAAUACCUAAAAUGUAUUUUGUAUUAUCUUUAUUCCAGUAUAGAUGAGGAUAAGUUCCAGCGCACACCGUUCACAUAUGUUAAUCACACCGGCCGUGUACGCUAUGACCGUAUGAUGCGAGUGGUCAGCUCUUGUAACCUUGGAAUCUUCAACUUCCCAUUUGAUGUCCAGAACUGCUCGCUAACCUUUGGCUCUUAUAUGCAUACAGGUACUAACGAAUUACACAGAAAAUUUAAAAAAAAAGGCAUUUUUUAAAGAAAUUACACAGAAAAACAGUUAUUGGUAAUUAUAAUGAAAUAUACGUAGCAGAUAGUCUCAUAGGAUUUACACUAAAAGAGUCGUCGCAUUGGAAUUAUAGUGAAAUGUGUGUGGCUGGAAGUCACACAUUUAAUUCGAAAAUUGAAACAUUAGCACCGAAGAGUAGUAGUUAGCAACCCAGUCUCUAAAGCACAUCAGCCAUCCAAAAUGCAGAAUAUACUGUGAGCCACACAGUUGAACUACAAAUUGUAUGUUUGUGAAAACCACUAUAUGAUUUGCACAUAUGUAAAUCAAAUUAAUAAUAAACAAAAUUACACAGAGUACCAUCUCUACCCGUCUUCUCAUUACAGUGAAAGAUGUGCGUCUUGGGCUGGCUCUACCUGUUGAACAGAUUAUGACAAAUUCAUUGAACUAUUUGGAGACCAGUGGCGAGUGGGAACUUCUGAGGAUAGAAGGUGCCCCUGAUGUCCUGAAAUUUGGUGCUGAUGAAUGGGAUAUAAUAACAUUUUGGGUGAGGAACAGUCAAAGUAAGGUUUAUUGAGGCUAGGGUGGCGGGGAGGGGGGGCAGGGUUGAUGGAGUAUUAGUAUAUUAAGGGAAUAAAUCAUAGAAUGAAAGUGGAACAUAUUAAAAUGUGCCUCUUUUAAAAAAUGUUUAAAAAAUGUUAUGCUGCACAGUGCACAUUUUCUUUUUAAUUUUGCCAGGUGGUGAUUAGGCGUCGCUCGGUACUCUACGUUGUAAACUUGCUCAUUCCCAGCGCCUUCCUAAUGCUGAUUGAUAUUCUGAGCUUCUAUCUCCCACCACACAGCACAGACCGGGCUUCCUUCAAGAUGACUCUUCUGCUGGGAUACACAGUGUUCCUUCUCAUUAUGAAUGAUCUGUUGCCAAGUACAGCUAAUGGGACCCCUCUGAUUGGUAAACUCGUGCUCACAGGUUACACACACAUACACACAGCUGCCUACAACAAAUACAGGAUGUGAUGAAUCAGACUACAAAUAUCUUACAGUUAAUUGGUUAACUGUUGCAUUAAAGGAGCACUAUAGGGUCAGGAACACAAACAUAUAUUUCUGACCCUAUAAUGUUAAAACCGCCAUCUAGUCCCCCUGGCCCUCUCUUGCCUCCCUAAAUAUAAUAAGAUCUUACUUGUAUUCAAGCCUGAAGCUGCUGGCUCUGCCCCUGUCUGCCUCAGAAUAGCAAGCUGUCUGCUGACAUCAUCAGAAGUGUUGUUCUGAGUCAGUCACAAUUCUUCCCCAUAGGAUUGUCUGAGACUGUGAAAGAGGCAGAUCAGGGGCAGAGCCAGUACAAGUCAAACACAGCCCUGGCCAAUCAGCAUCUACUCAUAGAGAUUAAUUGAAUCAAUGAAUCUCAAUGAGGAAAGUUCAGUGUCUGCAUGCAGAGGGAGAAGAUACUGAUAUGUUGUGAUGCACACUAGGCAAGACUGAGAUAGGAAGCAGCUCUAGCAGCCAUCUAAGGAGUGGCCAGUGAAGUUAUCAUUAGGCUGUAAUGUAAACACUGCAUUUUCUCUGAAAAGACAGUGUUUACAGCAAAAAGCCUGAAGUUAUGAGUCUACUCACCAGAACAAAUUCAAUAAGCUGUAGUUGUUCUGGUGGCUAUAGUCGGGCCGUCUUUAAAGGGGGGCAAAAGGGGCAGCUGCCCCGGGCCCAGUUACUCCUGGGGGCUCAAGGUAGCUGCCCCAUGGGCACCCUGCCAGCAUCCAAACCCUGUGCUCUGCGGCACCUGAUGUAAUCAGGGACCUAGCACUUUAAGAGUGCUCCGGCUUGGGCCCCUUUCAUGUUGCCUGCUUGGAGGAAGUCUGGUGAGAUCACUUCCUCCAAAUAACAGAGUGCCGCUUGGGAGGUGAAGGAGGCAUACACAGGAGGAGGAAAGGGACUGAGGAAGUCAGACUCCCAUCAGCCUUGGCCAUCCAUCUCCCACUGGACCCCAGUGAAGCCACCCUUUGAUAUAAUUGAUAUAUGUGUGUGUACCUGGGUCUGAGUCAGUGCAUCUGGCCAUAUGUGUGUGUUUAUCUGGCUCUUGUUGUCUGUAUCUGGCUGUGGUGUGUGUGUGUAUCUGGCUGUGUUUGUGUCAGUGUGUAUCUGGCUUUGUGUGUGUAUUUGGCUGUGUUUGUCAGUGUGUGUAUCUGGCUAUAUAUGUCUGUGUAUGUGCAUCUGUGUGUAUGUGUUUCUGUGUGAAUGUAUACCUGUGUCUGUGUAUGUGUACCUACGUGUGUGUGAGUGUGUGCGUAUAUAUAUAUAUAUAUAAAAUACAGAAUCCAGCGCACUCGCUUAUUCACUAAACAAUGAUUUCAAAUCUUAGAGAUUGUAAGAGUUUUAUUUAAAAACUCCUCACCUAGACAAAAAAUAAUGUGGGUUUAUAUAUUGCAUAAGCCUACCACAACGUCAAUGUACCCCAUUCUUGGCAGGUCAUAUUCUAGCAGCCUAAUGCCUGCUCUUAUGAGAUUAAUCCACUUACUUGGGAAAUACUUCCUUACUGGGACUCUCUGCAAGUCAAGGCUAAAUAGGGUCCUGGAAUGAGGCACCUGUGACAGGGAGUGGUGCAAAACAGCCAACUCCUUGGUUUUGCACCCCUCUCUGUCACAGGUGCCAGAGCAUGGGUAUUUUGUCAUCACCAAUGACAAGCAUGCUCCCUCUUAAAAUGAACAUAUUGGUUCAGUGCUCUUCCAGUGGUAUUUGUGGUGUAAAAUGUGUUGCUAGGGGUUGUUGAGAGUGUGUAGCAAGCAUGUGCAUAGGGACUGUAAUGUAUGUGUGUGGGGACUGUAGAGAGCAGGCCCGGACAGCCUCUAGAGUAGCUUCCUGGCCUUUCACAGAGUUUGACUAUGGGGAAGUCCUAUGAGCAUGCGGCACUCUUCGGGCAUGUGCAUCAGGUCCACCCCAUCUGCUGAAAAAUGUAUUUAAUCCUUUAAGUUUUUUUGUUUUGUUUUUUAACCAGAGGAACUAUAUUCCUAACAUUAAUGUUUUCCUUUAAUGUGAUUUGGCAGUCAGGUAGUCAUUAAUCUGUCACAGUUCAUUGUCACUCAUAUUUUUUUGUCUGUUUUCAGGUAUUUACUUUUCAGUGUGCUUGGCUCUGCUUGUUCUCAGUCUGUUAGAGACAGUAAUAAUCACUCACGUUCUACAUCGUGGAACGUUGCAGAGCGGAUCUGUGCCAUCUUGGGUCAAAAGCCUUGUGUUAGGAUACAUUGCUCAGCUCAUCUGUUAUCGUGUCACAGUUAUUCCUAACUCUGCUUCAUCCAAUAACCAUGUCCCACCCACAAGCAGCAAGAAUUAUACACCAAAACCUCCACCAUCCAACAACUUCCAAGAAAAUGGCAGUAACAUAGGUAAGAUCUUGGCACAGAGUAGUUCCUGGUAAGAAAGGUUGUCAAAAAAAUACAAGGAUCUCAAAAUAUCAUAAUAAACCUAUUCACUAAACUGAAUAUUUUGUAACCAUGUCAGUAGUUGUAUUAUAAAUAAUUAGAUGUAGGUUUGUAAUUUACAUCUAUAAUCAGUUGCUGACCUUGUUAGUUUGAAAAAAAAUAGCAGCACGUGAGUAACUGUAUUUUAAAGGUGAAUCAUAAUCAGAUUAUAUCAGUUAUGGUCAGUACUCAAAGUAUAAUAAACUGCUACAAUCCAGAAGGAAAAAUUUCAGUCAUCUAAAUGGUCUUUAACUUUAAAAGACCAAAAUAGAACAUUCCAAUCAUUCUGAAAAACAGGUUCUACAGAGCUGCUAUUGCGAAUUAAACAGGAUACUCCACCCGGGAACAAGGAGUGAGCUAUUUCAAGGCAAAAGAACAGUUGCAACAUUCAGCACUUUGCACUCAAAUUAGCACCAGUUUUGCCUUGAUAAUUCUCCCUCGUUAUCUGUUGGGACUAAACUAUAAUGAUAGCAAAGAAUUCCAGAUGAUCUAUCAUUAAAACAAUAAAGUGAGAUAGCAUAAAGAUCAAAAUAAACACAUGUAAUUAAUCAUAGAAUGAUUGUAGCAGAGCUCCCUGUACCCCGGUUGGGUACCUCCGCCAAGGAUCGCUUCCUAGCUGAACCGGGGAAAACCUCAGUGCUUCGGCUCCAGUCGCCGCUUGACUGGGGUCCUCCUGGAGCCUCUCCGUCCUCGAACUAUUCCCUCCCAGGGACUGGAAGACACAUUGCCUCUGGGAGCUAUAGUCCUUUCAAGGACUUUCCAUGCUGAAUCCUCCACAAGCUGCAACAAGGUGCUGAGAAGUGAGCCCUUUCCCCUCCCAGUAACUAAACAACAUAUAGUUCUGUGAGUUCAACAGAUUUUAAAUGAGUCAAACUCUGCCUUUAAUGCACAGACCCCAACAUGGGUUCUCCAUUGUAUUCAACACAAACCCCUCACAAGAAUCUCUGGGCCUGGGAGAAAAUUGGGUUAAAGAACGGUAAGCUAAUUAUCUCCCAGGAACAGAGAGUCAAACACAAAAAUAUAAAAACAUAAAAGUACCCCAAAACAUAAUAAAAACAUACAAUAACCCCACAAAUAAUAUAUCCUCAAAUAACCCUGAUUUGAGUGCCAAAAUUCUCCAAAUAGCGCUCAGAUCCAUGCAGUAUAGGGGAAACGCCACCGUGUUAAAGUUUUGACCAGCCGCACAUGUAGUCCUAUACCCAAAAUAGUUCCUGGGCGUUUGGUGCUUUUGCCGGUCAACUUUCGGGAGCUCCUGCGUCCGAAAUGUGUGGUGCUCGUUUGGCUCUCAGGUAGUGUUUGUUCCUCUUAGUCUCAGGCACCUUCCCUCCAAAAAAGCAAAACGUUCGUGGGAAGGAGUGUUUGUCACAGUGAUUAACCAUGUAACCCUUAAAGGAACACUAUAGUGUCAGGGAUACAAAAGUGUAUUCCUGACACUAUAGGUCUACUUAACUGUUUAGUUACCCUACUAAUCAGUUUUGUACAUUUAUUUAAUACAAUAACCAUUGAAAAGUUAUAGUAAAAAUAAGUUAUGCUGAUGCUGAGAAUUUGCAGGUUAAAUUACCCCUUUCAGUAAUGCUAAAAAUAUAUGUAUCAUGGGUCAAAAUAAGUUCUGAUUCUGCUGGACCAGUUAUCAGAUGAUGAAAUCCUAGUCAAUUAUGAGAUUGAGCGAUGAAGAGUUAUAUUCAAAUCUCUGUAGAAAUCGCAAGACUUAUAUCUAGAACAUAAGUCUUUUGUUAGAUGUAAGUCUUAGUAAGAUGUACUUACAAGAGAGACAAACUAUGGUAACCUUCAUAAAGCAGAACAGAAACUCAUCACUUUUCUCUGUGAGGAGAUCAGAUCCUUAUUUAAUUGGCAUGUGACCUUACACUGCUCAGCAUCUUAACUUGUUAUGCCAAUAUUCCAGACUUCCCUUUUACUGACUGUUUCCAGUGUACUCCUCUCUACACAGCUGGUCAGCCUCUUUACAUACAUAUUUAAUAUCUGUAUAUUUCUAAUGUCUAAUAGAGACAUAGGAAAUGUAUGGCUGGUAUAAAUGUCCUUUAUAGAGUUAGGUUUUCUCCUUGCUCUCUUUGACUGCAUAGUUUGUAUUGUCUUUUUUAUUUUUUUUAUUUACUUGUUGUUUCUACCCUCAUACCUCAAUACCAGAGCUGCCUCCUCCAGAUGCUUUGUCCCCUGGUCCCGAGAGACAAUUAGAAAUGAUCAGUCAGAAUCUUCACUUUAUCAAGGAGGUGAUGGAGAGCAAAAACCAUCUGCAAGAACAAGAAGAAGAAUGGAUACAGAUUGGAUAUGUUUUAGAUUCUCUGCUUUAUCGUCUCUACCUUAUCUUCAUUGGAUCCUAUGCCAUCAUCAUUAUCUGUGUGUGGUGUGUCUGGUUGAACAUAUAA